Xyrichtys novacula (pearly razorfish) is the source of this 69442-nucleotide messenger RNA. Lineage: Eukaryota; Metazoa; Chordata; Actinopteri; Labriformes; Labridae. The record is from the annotation of a GenBank genome assembly.
AUGCCUCUGCACAGGACAGGUGGAGUCCUGUCCAGGAGGCUCGUCCUGGGGCUCCGCCUCAGCUCCUCUCCUCUCUGUCUACUGUUUCCCUUAAUUAUACUGCUAACCAACCCACUGAGUGGAGUGCAAGGAGGUAUGAUGAUCUAUCUAUCUAUCUAUCUAUCUAUCUAUCUAUCUAUCUAUCUAUCUAUCUAUCUAUCUAUCUAUCUAUCUAUCUAUCUAUCUAUCUAUCUAUCUAUCUAUCUAUCUAUCUAUCUAUCUAUCUAUCUAUCUAUCUUGUCUGUCUGUCUGCCUUCCUAUCAACACAGAACAUGGUUAAUUAGCCAUCUGCUCACAGUUCACUUACUUUAUUAAUUUUUAAAGCAUAUUUUCAACCCAAAUUUUGUACAGUUCUUACACAGUAAACUGAUUACAUAGAAUAUGAUAUCAUUUAACAACAUAGUUUCCAUUUUCCAAAUUUUUACCUCCUCAUAAUUUUUAUGGGCAAAAAAUAAAGCGAUAAUAUUAUGGUAGGAUUUUUGAAAAACUUGAAAAUUAAACAAUCUGUCAAAUUGAGGGUCAUUCAGAUAAGGGUGGAGGAACGUAUUACUUUAUUAUCGCAAAAGUGCUUUACAGUCAAGUUGAAAACAGAACUAACUAUCCCAGAUGCCCCACCCCCACCCCCGACAAUCUCGUCCAAAGCCACACACACAGAAACACAUACAGACACACACACAACCACAUACCAGUGCAUCCCCCAGAUACACUCAUUAAGAUAGUGGACAUGAGGCUUAUAAACUUAACCAAUACACACAGUUACCUUUUAUGUCAUCAUCCAUUUCUGAUGAUGAUCAAAUUAAGGAUAAAUCCACCUUACCAGCCCUGUGACGAAACUUAUCAUUACAUCUUUAUCCUUUUCCUUAUCAUUCUACUUAAUAUUUUCUCAUCAUCAAACUAAGCUUGUAUCUUGAAAUAUACUACUUCCGCGGACUGUAAUUUACAUAGCUGAAAGAAAAUAGUUAAAAGAACCGUAAGGAAGUACAAAUUUUUAAUUGAUUAGAAACCUGAAGAGGUUCCAACUUUAACUUCACAGUAAAUCUUCAAAUGUCAUUUUUUACAAGCGUUUAAUCAUUUCUCAGAGGGCUGACACAGUUAGCUUGCUAGCUGUUCUACCAGCAGCAACUCUAAUAAAAAAACACUACUUUGAACUCAAAAUAUUACCGUAUAUCAUAGUAUUCCUGAAUUUUAAAAACACUUGUACAGGUUUAUUGCAACAGCCAUUGUUUCCAUUUGCAUUCAAAGGUAAAUAACCACUGACUUAUCUAUCAAUAUCAUCUUAGAAAAUGAGUUAUCCAGUUAUCACACAGCUACAAGAGGCAUGUAGAGGAAUAUUGGCCUUAACUCUGACGUUAACUUUAAAAACAUAUAUAGUCUCAGUGACAUCAUCUUUUUGUUUAUGAAGUGGCGUUUUAGAAGCCUAUUAGCGGCAGAAGCCAUAUUUGAAAUGUUGCUCAAUCUUUAAGACAAGUAAGGAAGAGGAGGAGUUGAGGCGAGCUUUUAGCCUUCUUUCUAACCACGACUGUGCACUUUUCUGUCAGUCAAGUCAGAUGUGCCUCUAAUGCUGCAAAACUUACAUUCUUAAUAUCUUAAAAAAUGAUGAGUCAUUAAAUAAUCACACUUGGUAAGAAAUGAACUAUUUGUGCAAAAUCAUGAAUUGCUGAAAACAUCUUUAAAUUUGUUGCAAAGAUGGGCUUUUUAGGAGAGUUUGUUUGUGGUUUCUGGUGGUUUUACAGCCAGCCCCAAAUGGAUGUUUAGGGAACUACAGAUUUUACUACUCCUGGCCAUAUGUUUCCAUUUGGUUCAGAGAUUGUUUUGCCUCACUCACCUCUAAACAUCAUACUGUCACUAACACUUAAAGGAUCUGCAUCUCUCUAUAUGUCUAUUUUUUGCCUUAACAUUAUACAUCUAUGGAGUAGAUGGAAAGCUUGAUGGUACAGCUGUUAUAUUAAAAGCAAAAAAAAUAGAUACAAGGUGUGAAUAUAUGUGAAUAUCAUGUAUUGUCUAGUGUAUGUGUGCACGCACUUUAGUGUGUGCCGGUUCAUCAGCACAUCAGCUCUGGACUGUGGCCCUCUUAAUGUGUUUUGAUAAGCCGGGAGGUCCAAUCAGCAUGUUUCUCAUCAUCUCCUUGAUUACUACAUUUCCACAGAUUUCCUGCCUCAGUGAUCCACAUACAAAGACGCACAUGCACACACACGAUCCCCCACGCACACACUGACAUGCUUGCAUGCAUUCAGCUUUCUGUGCUAAAAAAAAAAAAUAGCCACGCAUUUUUUAUUUUUGAAAGCUGAUUCAGACCGAAGAUUGAGAAGAAGCAGUUAAAAUUACCCAAGACGUUACUGAUGUUGUUCCCGUCUUCAUUAGAGUAACUAAUUCAAGGCUAUGAGCCUUUGAGAGUGUGAGCGUCAUUUCAGAAGUAUUUUUACAUUCAGUGAAGAGGCAGAGUUACACAACUCUCAACUUUCAAUGGAGGUAUUGUGGGAUUGAAGAAUGCUGCUUUUGGACCUCCUACAGUUUGACUUUGCAGAACUGAGCGAGGUGUUGAAAGCUCCAUCUUCAGCAUCUCAGGAUUCAGAGAUGGAGACAAACAGGCAACAAACAUCAUAUAGAACAAAGUGAGAUGCUUUUCUUUCUUUCUUUGGCGAACUGGUGAAACAAAGGAAGUAAGUUAUGGGGAAAAUCACUGGUUUAUUAUCCAACACACAUGCCAAAGACUAGUUUAUUCCCUGUUCAAGACCACCUGUUAUUAAAUAAUGGAUACAUAAAUUUUUAAAAGAGGAAUUUUUUAUGCAAUUUCUUUUUGAAAUUGUUAAACACUCACUGUUUUUUACUGUUGUCCUGCAGGGUUCAUUCCAUAUUUAUGAUUUUUGCACAUGCUGAAGAGAAAAAUCCUGGCUUCCAAGUGUGCACAGACUACUCUGUUGAACAGAUAUAAAGUUGACUGCAAAGUCACUCAGACACAGAAUUCCUUAUUACCCCAAGGCAAUGUUUAAAACUUGUGAAUAAAGUUGUUUGCACACUAGAGGCCCUUGACAAAAAAAAAUCUGUAAUUCUUUACAUAACAUACAUACUGUAGGCUACUUGGUUGUGACUAGAUUUCUAAUAGCUGACCCAAGUACAAAUCUUAAAUGUUAUUUGUAUUUGUACAGAUGUAACUGUGGCGAUCAGUUUAAGUCCAACUCCAUUCCUUUAGUGCUGUUACUGGUCUGUAAGCUAUGAUUAUUUUUCAAGUUUUUAGCCAAAGUCACAUUACCUGUGUCAUUUUCAAACGUUUCUCCUCUACAGAGCUCCUGUAGCUCAUUAGCAAUUCACCUCUGAGUCUUGGGUGGAGACAGCGCUGCUCUGCACACUCCUCUUCACACUCCUCUUCACGCUAGCUUGCAGCCUAAGUUUGCCGGUGUCAUAGAAGUGGCAGGUAACAUUGGAGCUAUCAGACACUAGUGUCUGUAAGGGCAUGAUGAAAGCUAAUAUCAUAAUUAGAAAGUAUUGCAAUCCGCUAAUGCACACACUUGGUCCACGAUCAUCCUCUCUACUUUUCCGAGUGUGGCUUGCAUAGCGGGGCUCCGGGGGCGGAGCUUGGAUUUGCUACAUAGGAAAUCUCACUGUAUCUGAAAGUGCUGUUUGGGUUUGCCAGAGAUUCACAGCCAUUUGAAUGAAGAAAUACUCAGAAAAGCAAUUUCGCACUUACUUUUCUCAUGAUAUGUCCUGUAGCAUCAGAAAAAUACCAAAUAAACAUGUAGACAACAAGAAAAACAUGGUUGGGUCUUAUAAUAAGUAUAUAAUGAGUAUAUUUAUAUUGUUAACAGACUAUCCAAUAUAAUAGUUGACUGUAUAACAGGCAGGCAUCCUGUGCCUCUGUUUUCUUAGACUCCCCUGCAUCUUCCAUUUGAAAAUCAAUGAACUCACCUCAAACAUGAUACUUCUCCAUUAGUGUUUCAAUUCUACAAAAAGAAAAAAAUCCCUGUUUGGUUUUUCUUUUACAGAAAUGGAGCCCCACUUAACUUUGAGGAACAGAUAGUGUCAAAAUGAUGAAGUGAAUUCAGGAUGUAGUUGUUUGUUAUGUGUGUCUUCAGUUCUUGUUUUAGAUAGAUACACAACCACCACCUUCAAAAUAUUUUUCUACCCCCCUGUAGCUACACAGGGUACAACUUGAAGCCUCAUUAUCUUUGUAUCACAGAAUUAUUUUUGUUGCACAACAUUUGGCUGCAAGAUGCAAACAGAUUUGACAGCGAAGACAUACAAACAGAGAGGGAUGCAUUAUUAAAUGUGGCUUCCAGGCCUGUCAGAUCACAGCUGGUUGUGCUUGGUGGCUUGACCAUGAGGGGGAAAGUGAACUAAUGUUUUAACCUCAGAUACACUGGAUUACCCUGAAGAACUUUGAAGAAUUGCAAAUGAAACUCGUAUUUCUUUUACUUUCCCUUCAACCCGGAGAAAAGGUUCAAACACUUCUUCUGCUCAAUUAGAGGCUAACCUUGUAAUUCAUACCUGAGCACAGCAGAAGGCAGUCAGUCAGAUGAUAGUAGGUUACAGAGGUGUUUCAUUAAAGACAGGAUGGAGGUCGAUCAGCGUUAGACCUGUCAUGAAUGAAACCAGCUUUUAAAGAGACAGUGCCGCUCAUUAGUUGCUUAUUUUUUCAAGCAGGUUUCUUGAGCUGUACAAGUCUCUCUUCAGUGGAAAUCCGCCUAGAGCUGAUGCCUCGCAGGGCUUUUCUAUAGCUGUUUUUUUCUCUCAGGGAUUGAUGUUGGAGCGCCUUUAAGAAAAAACCCACAGUUUUGGACUCAAUAAGAAGCCAUUGAGACCCUUGUGGAAGCCCACAAAAUUCAUUCAUCAUCAGUUCAGUCAGUUCAGACGACGCUUCACAGCCAUGACAUUUUAGACUUUUGAUAGUUCAAAUUCUCAUAUUGUUGGCAGGGUAAACGGGCAAUUUGCUUGAUACUCUGUGUCCUUUUUUUUUUUUUCUUUUUCUGAGAUUUCAACAGGCAGGAAAUCUCUUGCUCUAGAGUCCAAAAAUGGUCGCAUAAAUUUUCUCUGAUUGACUACACUGAGCCAGCUUUUUGCUUCUUCCUGUUGAGGAUUAUGGCAAGCAUAAAAUGAAACCACUCUAAUGCUGACAUUCAGAGCGAGUCUUUUGGAGUGCAGCGGGCACAGAAGCGGUCUUUUGACAUGGCGUUAUUGCAGUUAGAGUCGAGGCAGUGCGGUGAAACUGGAAGGUAGUCUGCAUGACUGUUAGCCAGAGAAGUGUGCAGAAGCGGGACAGCAUGCCUCAGAAUUUGCAAGUGAUUAUUCUAUAGGCUUUCUUCUUCUUCUGCUGCUGCUUUUUGUUCCUGUUCUGUCUUCAGAGCAGAAGUGAAUCAACACAACAGGACCUCACCCACCCAGACACAUGGGGGGAGUGGGAGGAGGGAUCCAGGUUGCCAUGGUAAGGGUCAUCCUGACUUCACCCUGAUGGAUAGCAGCGAUUCUGUAGCUGAGGAGGAGUUAAGCUGGGCACCAUGGCAACAGGCCACAGACUGAUAGCGAGGGGUGGGUGCGUGAAGUUGUGUGAUUGAUCUGACUCAGCCACUGUGAAAAAUAUAGGUUCAGUACUGUUGGCUCAAUAUUGAACUUGGAAAUUGCUGUUUUCUUUCAGAGGGCAACUGCUGCUCUUACAUCUCACAUCAGAUGCAUCUCAAAAGCUGAAGUGCUCAAAUGCUCCCCCUGGAGCUUGUAAAUUAACACAACUCAUGUAGGUGUGUUCAUUGUGUUUGUUAAGAUCAUUAGAGUCUGCAAGUGCAAAUUCCCUAUAGGAGUGUGGAGAACAAAAUGACACCUCUGGUAUUAAUACAUUUAAACCAAUUAUAUGCUGUGAAUCUCCAGCCAACACUUCUCCUACCUGUGAAACGCUCAUGUGCCAUGACAGCCUGUGCUGCUGCAUGUGGCUAUGUGCGAGGGCCGGCCGCGAGGAAGCAAAGACGGACAGAGAGAGAGGGAGAGAGAGAGAGAGAGAGACAUGUUCCUCUGAAGCCCAACCCCAUCUUUUAUUUAUGACCCACAGGAAGUCCUUCAGCUUGUCCUCUAGAUGAUACCCAGGAAGUAAGCACAACACGCAGCCAUCAGAGCACAAGUCAGCCUUACCAGUCACUGACAGUGAAAUGGGGUGUGGUCAGCAGGGGGGUUGUUGUUGUUGCUGCUUCAGCUGGUUUGAUAUCCUUUGGGUCAAAGGAUAUAAAUGUUCAUGCUUGUCCUUUUAUUAAUUUGUUAUUUUUCUCUUUUUUUCCUCCCCCCUCUUCCUGUCUUGCAGCCUCCCCAAAGUUCACCAAGAUUCCCACAGACCAGAUCGGAGUGUCAGGGGGUGUGGCAUCGUUUGUGUGCCAGGCCACUGGAAACCCCAAGCCAGUCGUGUACUGGAACAAGAAGGGCAAGAAGGUCAAUUCCCAGCGUAUCGAGGUGGUUGUCACUGUUCAUAAUUUUUAACUUCUCUGUAUAAACAUCUACCUGAAAUGAUAUUUAAAUAUAUGAGUGCCUAACAUUUGUUCCAAAGAAAAAAGUCUGGGGUAGACCACUAUGUAUGAAAUUGUUCUUAGACUAUAACAUUAGUUGCAGCUUAAAUCGAUAAAUACCUCAGUACUUAAACAACUAGCAGAGGUGAAUGUCCCUCCAAUGCCCAUAUAAGGGCAUGAGGCUGCAGGAGUAUGUGUAGACAGAGAUCUCUAAGCAUUGAAAGGAGGAGGUGGAGGAACCAGUAACACUGUUAAGCAGUAUAACAAAAUGUGUGAGAAACUUCUGAGAUUGGGUUUGUGCUGAUGGAAGAAAACUGCAAAAGCGCUUAUUUUUCAUACUAGAAACAGAAAAGUCAUACCUUAUUAUUAUUUAGAGUGAAUACGAUUUGGAGGUGACAACAUAAAACAUAAAAGCUGACUACGUAAAAUGAACAAAUAUAUGAGACAGAUGUGUCAUUUGAAUUUUGUGUGUGAUUGUAGGUAAUGAAGUAUUUUUUUUCAACAUUUAUUGAAAACAUCUUGCCAAAUGAAAGUUCUGAGUUUAGACCAGACGAUGCGUAAACUGAAAUGAACUUUUAGCACAUUUAAAUGAUGCAUGCAUGCUUGCAUAAUUGACACACACACACACACACACACACACACACACACACACACACACACACACACACACACACACACACACACACACACACACACAAUCGAGGAACAUGGAACAUCUCCCAUGGGCAGAUCAGCAUUAAAAAAUGCACAGUGGCUUAGCCAGUCUGUUUUUUGCUGGGGAGAAGAUGAUAGUAAGGACUCUUGUGUGUCGUGGGGCUUGUAGCAGCAUUUUUAAGACCAUUUUGUGAGCUCUCUAGAGUUUUGUCUCUCUCCUUGGUAUCUGUAAUCAUAAAGCUGUUGUAGCACAAAAGGCCCAGUUCUAGCCUGUCCAGACAGUUGGCUGGUAAAAAUUGUGGUCAGAAAACCUGCUCAGUAAAAAGUCUGAUGGCCACAGAACUGCAGCAGUUUUUCAAACUCCUAAUACCUACAGUGUGAGGUUCACUUCAACAAAUUGAAACACAAGUGAUAGGAAUGGGGCUGGGGGUCAAAAAAAUAAAAUAAAAUAAAAAUAAUAAUAAUAAUGUUGUGAGUUGAUUGGUUAAUUCAGAAUAGUUUAAAGAAAGCUGUAAGGUUUGUAUGAUAUAUCAUGUCAAUCCUCCAAACAAAGCUAAAAUUACAGACCCCAUACUCCCCAUAUGUGAGGACUAUACCUCUGGUUGAGAUAUUUACAAUACUUUUAAUAAUAGAGGACUAUAAAAAAAUAAACUCCCAUAAUGUGGGGAAAAAAGGAAUGGGGCUUGGGGUCCUCCUCCAGGAAAACUUGAGAAUCCAACAAUGAAUUCACAGCCUUCUGGUAAACAUUUUACCCUCUAUUGUAGUGGGAACAAAAAUUAUGGACAAGAAAAACACAAAACAUACAGUAUUUGACCCAAAAAAGGGAUUCUACUUUCUGCAUGAGGCUCACACUUUUAUCAUCUGUUAUUUUUCACAUUGCUGUUUUAAAACAGAAUAGUUUAUCAUUUAUAGUUUACACCAAAUUAUAUAUUCUAAAAAAAAAAAAAAAACCUGAAUACAGUCUGAUAAAUGAUAAAAAAUUUCCUCUUGUGGUUUAUCAGUUUCCAAAAACAUCUAAUGUGUCAAACGAGAUAAAUAUAUAUAUUUGUUGAAUUUUAAAAACAUUUUGAUUUUUUUGGUUUUCAUUACCAAGUGAAAUAAACAUUUCAGCUCCAAAAAAAUUUUCAAUUUUCUGGUCAUAAUAUGUGGUUUCAGGCAUUAAAGGGCUGAAUAUGCAGGUACUAACGGGAGAGGGGGGAUUAGACCAUGUUACCCCCUCUCCCUGAGUACACCACUGAUCAAAUAAUGAUAAUAAAUAAAUAUCAGAUCAAAAAAACAGACCAAACUUUUCUAUGGAUUAGUGCUGCGCUCUGUUAUGAUUUGUGAAACUAUGGUGUUAUCAGGAUUAAAUAAAUUAAAUGUAAUAUCAUUAGCAGUUUUGAUAUAAAUGAGGUGUUUUUACUUUAAAAAGGUCAGGAUGGGUUUGCCCCCUCUGCCAUUUCUAAUACUAAGCUAGAAUACUCAAACCCAGGCCUCUUAAAGGUUAAAGCUAGGACAGAAGAGUGGCAUCAGUGUCUUGGAUAAUCUUCAUUAAAAAAAACAAGUAUAUUAAAAAUGAUUUCUCAAUUAUAAUGAUAAUAAUAAUAUUAUCAAAUCAGAGCAUAGUCAUUUGUGAGCAUCUUUCAAAAGUAGCACAUGAAACAACACAGUAGACUGCUCAUAUUUCAGGUUAUAUAAAUGAACAUAUUGAUGUCCUUGAGCUAAAUGUUCUGAGAAGAUGAUUCCCCAGCGUAGCUACUUCACAGAGCUGUUAACUCCUGUUAAUCACGUUAAGAGUUCUGAAUGUGUAUUGAUGCAGUCAUUUCACCUAAUGGUUAAUGAUGGUACAUUUCAACCAGAGAACCAACAUUCAACUCCCCAUAUUGGUAAGUAUCUACACUGCUUAAGUGUCUUUGUGCAAGAAACCCUUUCAGCUCCAGGAGAAGGAGCUGAGCUGCCUCGAGGAUGAGGGGGCAGGUAAAAAAAGAGGAAUCACUGAAAUAUUGAAAUGUAAUUACUGGCACAUUAUUACUGCAAAGGAGACUGUGUUAAGUGAAUGAUCUUUAGGAGUGUAGUUUUUUAUUCUAGUGGGGAAGCAUCUGUUUACUCUGCUGUGACUAAAGCGCCUUGUUCUGUGAUUCUGUGGCCGUCCAGACCGUAGAGUUUGAUGACGGUGCAGGUGCUGUGCUAAGGAUCCAACCACUCAGAGCACCCCGAGAUGAGAACAUCUACGAGUGUGUGGCACGAAACAGUGAAGGAGAGGUGUCCGUCACCGCAAAGCUGGCCAUUAUACGAGGUGAGAUACAAUUGCCUGCCUCACACACACACACAGAGAUAGACACAGACACACUCUGCCUUCAUCCUUUUCCGCUCGAGUGGUGCUUCCUCUCUACGUGCACACACCUGAUUUCAGCCGUCGUUCCCGCUUCUUUGGGUUGUCAGUUGUGGAAGUGACAAUGGAGAUGUGCCACACCCUGCCUCCUCUCCACAGCAGGCUGCAGUCGACUGUUCUUUUUAUAGUCCUGCUUGAGUGCAACUAAGCGUGAUCUGGCCACAGAGAGGGCCAGCUAGCAUUUAGCCAAAGGUUACUUUAGCAUUAGCUAGCUGUAAUCACUGCGCUUUCCUGCUUGAGCGAGGGUGUUAAUCUAAUCUGCACUGACUCCUUGGAGGGAAACUUAUCUAAUGUGGUGCUCCAACAUGCUACAAACUAAGGUUGCAGCAUGUGGCACAGCAGGAAAGGACAGAGAAGAGAGGGAUGGCAGCUUGGGCUGUUACUACAAGAAGAGAAAUCUGGGGAUUAGGCCUCUGUUUGGCAGACAACCCAUUUAUGCCAGGGGAAAUUGAGGAAGAGAAAGGAAGAGGGAGGAAGAGGUCGAGGAGAGGUGAGAAGAUGAUGGAGGGGGGUGGAGGUGGGGGUGAGUUGAGUAACACUACGGGAUUGCGUGAAAGAAUCAAGAUGAAAUAGGGUGUUGUAGGAGCGGAGGAGGGGUUGUAGGAGAGUAGGAGAUGGAUGAGGAUUGUGGACUUGGCAGGGCGGUGUGGUAAGCAGAAGGCUGGUAGCCCAGGGAAUAGACUCCUGUCCAUCUGUUACCCAGCCCAUCAUCUCUGCACACACAGCCCCAAUCUAAAGCACAUUACCACAUAAAACACACCUCCAGGGCAAGCCUCACAGUGUGUGUGGCCUUAUGUGCCUGUUCCUGUUUGUGCAAACUUUUCUCUUACUGAGUUCUGUGUUCCAUGACGUUUAUGUCCUGUUUGGGAAUUUAAUCAGCUGUCUUUGAGUCGUGUUAAUCCUCAGGAUAAGGACACAGAAGGGUUUGAGAUAUGCAAUUUAAGCUGGGUGAUAUGAUACGUAAUGAUGGGAUAAUAUAAAUUGGUCAACAAAUAGUUUUGCAGUAUGGUGCUUUUUUCAGACUCCUCUUUGUGUAUUAUUUUCAAAACCAUUUGAUGCGUUACUUUUAAUUAGCAUUAUUAUAUUAUGAUUUAUGUAAAAAAGAAACUCAUCAUUUAUUUCUGUUCAUUUUCUUCUGUCAGCUUAUUUUCCAAAGAGCUACUUCAGAUCAGAUAAAUACAAACCUUCAUAUACCAUAGAUUCCUGUGGUCUAGGUUUAUAAUAACAUCCUCAGUGCUGUUACCAUAGAGACGAAAGAGUGCCCCUGAUCACUCAAUGAAUUAUAAGUUCACGCAGUGACCUUAACUUUUAAUUAUUCAAGCUAUGCUUCAGGGAAAAAAAUGUUAAAAAAAACCUUAUGGUUUUCUGGUUUCCUGUCAACUUGUCCUGACAGCUGGUCCUUUACAGACUACUCCACAGUUGCAGCUGUAAAUGGCAGCCAUUCUGUGAAAUAAGAUAAAGGCCUUUGCCUGCAAGUUUCAUCAGCCAAACAGCUACAUUUGCACCACAUUACAAAACACUUUCAUCGUUGGUUAAAAAGCUGGACCAACAUGCCAAAAUCAUGAACAAAGGACAGAUACUGGUACAGAGAAUUUAGUCUGUUAGUCUGAUGAACAUAAAUAGUUUCGAAAUACUCAAGUGGGCCAAAAAUGAUUACCAGAUAUUUCAGCGAGCAGAAGCUUAUGCUCAUCUGUCAGCCAAGAUUGUGAAAAGUUUCUCUACUUAAGUACUUUUCAGUGUAAGUAUAAACAUCUCCAUUAUUCGAACGUCUGAUAUCCAACAAUACCAAAGCUUAUGAAAAAAAAAAACGAUUGACAGUUGUGUUUUCAACCCAUAGCUGCUUAGAGGGAAAGAAAGAGAGUGUGUAGCAAAGGUAAAGAGACACACAAAGAGAAAGUGUAGAGAGAGUGUGCUGCUAAUGACAACAAAGAAAGAAAUCAGAGGAACAUUUUAUUUUCAUUUGUUCCACAGCAGUUACACUGCAGAGAGAUUAUGACUCGGUCAACACCUUUCUAUAGAAAUGUGCAGAAAAGCACCAGAUUUUGUUUGUUUGUUUACUGUCAAAGUCACGCUUCCUCUUACCGGCUGUGCGUCCCUGCUCCAUCACAGCAACCUCUCUUCAUUAACAUGAUGGUAAAUACUGAUGUAUUUUGGUGAUCAAAUUUUUCACAAUUGGAGUUAUCCCAAAAAAUUAUGCCUUUAUCCACACAAACAGCAGCACCACGCUUGUUACAAAAAAUCCUUAAAAUGAUAUUAAAAAGAGGGGGAAAAGACAGACUGCAAAUUGGUUAUUAAUGUUUACAGUGACAAUUUCUGGACCGACACAAAGUCCAGGUGUGAAUUUCAAAACAACAAAAUUAACCAGAUUUGGGUCCCAGAGAGUUCAUCCUUUGUUGAUAUUAUUCCAAACAGAUACAGUCAUUGUUUGAUCUUUUUACUCGUAUUUAAUCAAUGUUCAAACCUCUUGUGGUUACCUGCAUAUUUCCAGUUGAACAACAAGAACUGUGUGGUACGAUCACAGUAAAACUUCAUCACAGGAACUUGGAACAGAACUGUCGUCACAUAUUUCCUCAAACAAAGAUCAGAAAGCGCUGUUCUAAACUUCUAAAUGCAUAGUCUGGUUUUAUUAUAGCAUGAACUCUAGUUUGUGUUUACCAGCCUUCCAGCAGCUCAGGCAACCAAGUCUGAAGCACUGUGAUUAUACUGGGGUCUAUUCCCAUGAGGAUCUCCUGAAGUCAUGCUGAACUUUUUUAAUUGUUGCGUUUAUUUUUCUGCCUCUGACUUUUUAUCAACAAAGUUAUUCUCAGUGUUGCUGCCUGUGAAUCCUUUUCCAUGGGAAGUGCAUUAUUUGCUCCUAAUCCCAUUCAUCCGACAUUUAAGCAUGAAAAUCACUAACAUUUACUUCAAGGUACUUCCCCUGUAAGUCUGUCCUACAAAAUAUAUAUUACUUAGCGCCUCUGAAUGUUUGCCCUUUUGCUCUCAAACUCCCCAACAGUUGCUCAUAGACUGAGUGAUAUUUUUAUGAUAGCUCAUGUUACUUAGAGGCAACAGAAAGUGCCCAGACGUCUGCUAAAAUGGUCUUUGGGUCAGUCUCUUUACAAAACACGGUUCAUUGGAGGAAAAAAAAGUCCACCAGCCACUGAGGUAGAAAGGAUGCUUUCCAUUACUGACCAAACCCUCCGCCUGAUGUGUUUCAUCGCAACAUUUUGUAUAAUGGUUGACCGACACUAAUAGCUGCAUGGUACAGUGUGAGGGGCCUGCGGUUGGCCACAGGAAAUGGGCUGCUGCUAGUGUAGGCUGCCUAAUGGAUGGAGAUGCGGUAGGUUAUAGUCAGGGAGAUCGUACUUUUUAUGCCUUCUGAAAAUCCCUCUCCUCAUCUCUUCCUGCUCCUCCUCCUCCUUUCUCUCUCCCUGACUAGGUCUCUCUGUCUCUGGCUCACAGCGAUGUCCGUUUCUAAUUUCUCUUCUCUUGUUUUAUUCAUUCUUUCAUUUUCUCUGCCAUCUAUUCUGCCUGACCCUCUCUGUCGAUCCAGUGUGUCUCUCUCCUCUCUUCUCCUUUUGUGUCUUCACUGGCUCUCUGCUGGUGCUCCACCCCUACCACCACCAUCACCCUCACCCCCCUUAGAACCAACCCAUCCCCUUUUCCACCAGGGCUGCUCUUUUUACGGACACUGCAGUUGUGUUCUGCCUUAAGGAGAUGUGAAUAUCUGCAGUUGUGCUUGUCUGAAAACCUCUGGCAGGCAAAAGACUGCAGCUGUGUGUGUGUGUGUAGAUAUAUUUAUAUGUGUGCAUGUCUGAGCGGGUUUGUCAGUGUGCACGCACAACCUUAAUGAUUAUCUUUGUCUUUGAGUGCAUGCACAUGGAUUUCUUUGUUUACGAGCGUGCAUGUGCAUAUCUGUGCUGCUGGUUUGUGCAGAGUAAUCCUGAUUAUACCCACCUCCCAGUGUCCCAUUUUAGGAGAAAAGGGAGGCGAGGGAUGGAGGAGGGAAGAGGGUGAGGGAGAGAGAGAAAGGGGGUGGGGGGGUGGGGGAUGUUCUGCCACCACGGCAAACACCCUUCAAAUGAACAACAGAGUCAGAUCAGUGAUUCCCCCCGGGCGUCUGCUGCACUGGCAGGCCGGCGGCUCAAGCAGCGUUUCAGUCUGGAAACAACUGAGAGUAUCAACUCAGCCUGCAAGAGGAUUACACUCCUGGAGUGAAGAACAGGCUCUUUCAUCAUACAUACCCUCAUCUUCACUGUUUUUAUUCCCUCCUUUCUUUUAUUCCUGUUUCCUGCAGUCUAUUUUUCAUGCGUGUUUGGGUUUAAUAGAGUUUUGUGUGUGGGAUCAUCCCGCUUUGUGUGUCGAGUCUCUGGCUGCUAGAGAGUCACAAGCGGGGCUCAGGACGAUGGGGACACAUGUGGGAUUUUGGCGAGAUUGAUCUACGAUGCAAAGUCUGAUUGUGCGUUUGUAUUGUGAUGUAUUAUCAUAAAGAGCCAUUAGCAUUUAAAGUGCUCCCCCUCCAGCCCUCCUGCAGUCUAUAGGAGUCAAAGCAUUACAGCCUCUGAAGAGUGCUGAACGCUGGCAGAUUAAUCCUGAACCAGGCUCCCUGAGAUCAUGCUUUUAUUCAGGCCUCUUUCAUGCACAUUGGCCAUUCCCCACUGAAAUGAACUGAAAGAUGAAUAUUCAACCUGUUUCUUCACCAGGACGAAUGAUAAUUUUCUGUGUUUGGGCGUGUGUGUGUGUCUGUUUGGGUGAGUGAAAGAAAAACACAACGAUAGCCAGGAAAAAGGAAAAACCUGGAUUCGUCUUUGUUUGUUUGCAUCAAAUGCAUUUUAUGUUUUACUUUGAGAGUGUGUGUCUGUGUGUGUAUGUCCUUGUAUCUGUGUGGGUGUGUGUUUGUGUGCGCACGGACGCAUGAAUUGCAUAUUUGCCCAGAUUCGGUUGGCUCCACUGCCUGGUUUUGGGCACGGGGCCUGAUUGCCCUUCUGCAAACAUUACCAGGCCAAAUUUACGCUUUCACCCUCUCCAUGCACACAAACAUGCACACACGGGCACAAAGCCUGGGGGAACAAUGCUGGUCGUCCCUUGCCAAUGUUCCCCCAAACGCUGUUGACACACACAGUGUUUAGACACACACACGCCUAAUUUUUCCAUAGGCUGUCUUAUCAAUUCAAACAGGAGAUGAAAAAUAAGCGGCACUUUUUUGCGCAGCAGUGUUUGUGUUUGAUAAAUGAUUCAUUUGGUGAAAAGUGUGAUCAAGGCCAUGCCCGCAGUAUCUAUUUCAAGCAGCGGCUGACUCAUCCAGUAGCCUGGCUGAAUACCUGUAGCUCCUAUUCUCCUCUCCACUGAACUGUACUCCAGAGUCCAGUACCACAGCGUCUGCUUCUUGUUCUGCAGAGUAGAUGCUGCACGUUUUGUGCUUUUCACUAUUACUCAUAAAAUUCUCAUCAUAAGUGCAUCACUUUUAGACCGUAAAGGUUAAAAAUGUCUUAAAAGCUAAUUUCUUGACAUUCUUUGUGAGAAAAAUCUCAGAGCAACCUUCAUUUUCAGAUUGUCUAAACUUUUGAUUCUGAUUCUGGAGGUCCAAAUUUAGUUAAAAAUUCUAAUUUCCUGUGCUGGACUUUGAUGCACAUGCAUUCUCACAUUCACUGUGUUUUUCAUGGACCUGAUGUUUAUGAUGUAAAGCCUCAUCAAUUUCUUGAGAUGGCUUAAUGCUGCUGUGUAGAACAGCCACUAACAUGUCUUAUUCAUAUGAACAUGCCACUAACAUGUAGCAUGAUUUGUAUAUUAAUACAAAUCAUGUUUUGGAAUCCAGCAUUAUCUACGAUACUGUAUUGAUUUACGAUACACCUUAGCAUUUCAAAGCUACAAGAGAUGCUGGGUUUUUGGUGGGACACAGAGAAGUGGAUGGUAACUUCAAAGUAAAUGUCAUCUCUUGGUUGACUGUGUCUCAGAUUGUUUUCGCAGAUUGUACAUCAGAGCGAUGCCUUGCUUUAUGUUUUCUGAGAUUUGCUGUAUUUCUGCAGUAUUUUACUUCCAUGUUGCACAUCUCGCUUUUGUCCAGCUCUUCUCUUUCUUCAAGAUUUGUGCUUUGAGGUUUGUCAGUGCCUUCCCCUGAGCAGCUCCGCAUCCCACUGCGUUUGUUUUGAAGUACCAGCCUCUCAUGUGGCUCAGAUAUCAUUGCAAAAAGAAUGGACUCGCAAGAGGAGGGGCCGCCCACAGGACAGGGAAUAUAUUAAGAGAUCGAUCUCGGAAUUUUAUGAAUCGAUAUCUUAUCACUGAGACAGAAAAUUGUUUCAAUCAGAAAACUGACUUUUCUGAACCAGACUAAAAACGGAGAGAACAGGGGCCCUGGUUCAGCUCACUGGUUGAGUUGUGUGUCCUAUUUAUAGUGACUAUUGUCUUGGGUGGCCAGGGUUCAAAUCUUGCAGCCCUUUGAUGCAUAAAAACGGCUGCAAGCAUCCUCCUUUUCUUUCUUUCCAGUUUCCCUCAGUCCUUUUCUCUUAAUAAAGUCACACAAAAUCUCUUCAAAAAUGUGAACCAAGGCCACGUCAAACCGACUCCACAGUGAUCUUAGAGCACUCGAAUCAAGACAUGGGAGAGUUGCUUUUACAGGAAAGUGUAAGUUUUGGAAAGAAUGAUCUCAACCUUAUCAUACAAGUACAAAGAUAAUCAGCAUAGUAUUAAUCAAGUAUAAAAAAACUUGAUUUAUGUGGUGUGGGAAAAGAUGAUUUCACCUUCACCGUCUCUUCUCUUGAGUCAGCACAUGCAGAAAUUGAUAAAGAUAUCAUUAUUAUUUAUUACCGUUAUUAUCACUAUUAUUACUUGCAGUGUCCUUCUAUACUUAAUUUUAACUGUCAUUUUAACUCACUUUAUUCUGUGUUCUAUGUAACUUACUUCGUCUCUCUGCCUUGUCCUCUUGCAAAUGCUUUCCAAUGUGGUUUUUUUCUGCAAGUGGCAAAUAAAUGACUCUGACUCUGACCCUCUCUGACUCUGAGAACACAAAAUGUCAAGGUGAACAGCAAUGACUGUGGCGCUGCAGUCAGAGCAACUUUGAUGCAGAAGUCUUAGAGCCACAAUAAGACCUAUGUCAGCAAAAAAUCAGUGCUGAUUCAGUUUCAAAUUUGUGGAAAUCUGCAGCCCCAUACCAUUCAGAUUUCACAGUUUUGUCCCCCAAACAAACAAUUUAGAAAUGUUGACUACAGCAUAAUUCCUCUACUACCUUUUAAAGUAGCUAUUUUAUUUGUCUGAAUAUAUUUGUGUAAAAGUUUAUUCCUCCUAUUCAGCAGUAUCUAAAAAUAUAGCUGUCCGUCCAGCUCUCUUACCUUCUCAUUUCUCUGUACUAUUCAAUACAAGUUCCACCUACACUUUAUAUUUGCAGCUCUGAUAAAGCCUUGACUAGAAUACAAAUCCAGAUCCCCAACAUAACCACACACUCCCACACACAAGCACACACACGCAUACACUAGCCAGACACACAUAUAUCCUCGCACACGCCCCCAGCCCACUGCAGUGGCGUGCUCUAAUUAACAGCCAGGGAGUCCAUGUAGUGGUAGCCGGCGGGGUGAUAAAAAGACCAUCUGAACCCUCUCAGGAGAGGGGUGGGUUUUGAGGAGGGCAGGGGGGGAGCAGAUGUAGGCCCAGCAUAUUCCUCUCCUCUGGGGAACUAACCUCCUGACCUCCCCAUCGAUCUCCCUCCUCUUCUUUCUUUCUCUUCCUCCGUGUUUCGUAAAUGGCUGUACCACUGGCCUCCAUUCAGGUGGAUCAUUAACAUUGAUCAGUGGGGACAGUCAUGGAGAUGGGGGGCUGGAUGUUGGCGUGUUGGUGUCUCCCUUCUGCCUGGGGCAUUAUUGGCGUGAAGAAAUUGCAUAUGAAGUCUGAUUUCCACCCGGAUGGGAACUGGAGUUUUUUUUUUUUUUUUCUAAGACUGGUGCUAGCAUCAGAAAUGUCAUAAUAUAUAAUAAUAUAUAAGUACUGAUGGAUACUUAAAAAUGAUGUCUCCUUCAUUGCUCUAAAACUGCUGUAUUCACUGCAAGUUGUGCUGUGUUAAAUUUACAGUAAUAUAGCUGUCACCAGUUGUUGCUGUUUUAACACAGCAAAGAUUAAACAAUUGGCUGUUAAUUAUUUGGUUAAGAUGACAGAGCUGUCGGGAAGUCAAAACUGAUCGAAAUAAAGCAUUUUGAUAAUCAGUGUUGCUCUGAUGCUUUGGAGUCAAAAGGAAGUGUGAGGGGCUGCUAAGCUAGUAUUAGCAAGCAACGCUAACAACAACAGGAGCUAAUGGCCAAAUAAUUUCUCUGGUUGUUUUAGCUCAUAACUUGAACUCCUAUCUGAUGACUCUGGCACACCCAACUUUUAAAAUGAACGAAUCGCAGCAUCAUGUUAGAUCACAUCCGUUUGUGUUUAUGCUAGCAUUUCUAGCUAGCACCCAGUUGUUAACAGAUGUUUCCUACACAUAAAACAAACUGAUGUAGUGACUGAAAGCAGUGAAAUGGUUAGAAAUACAUUUUGAAAAUAGAGCUGUGUGUUUCUCAGGUGCUUUGGUAUGAAAGAAAGUGUAAAGGGCGGCUAACCUGGCGACUGUUAAUUAUAUGCUAGCUCAGGCAGUUUGUCAACACUCUGUGUCUGUGUUUACAUCUUUGCUGAAGUUUGAAACAGGACCAAGUUGUUGGCAGACGUUUCCCUCACAACAAAACAAAUUAAAGUAGUGAUUAAAAGCAGUGAAAACACUGAAUAAUGCUGUUUCAUAAUAAAAUGUUUAUUUUUCCAAAACUCCCAAAGCAGACACAAGUGCGAGGGACGUGUUAAACAAAUCUUGUCCCUUCAGGAUUGUCAAUUAUUCUGACAUUUAUUUAUUACUGUUUUUUUCUCAGUGUGAAUUGAGUGUCAAACCACCAAAUAAAAGAAAGUCUCUAUCAUGAAUUCUACAAUACAAAUUGAUAGUGAUAUUAUCCAAACCAAACACGGUUUUAAAGAGCAUUUUUCUCAGUCCUACUCUGGUAUCAGAUCUGAGUUCUGAACCUAAUCUUAAUUUUAGGUAACACCGUCAGAUUUAUGACAUUUCCAGCUCUAAUCACUCUGCAUCCAGAGUCGUCACCAGGCUCUCCUUCAAGCUUUGAUUCGCCCUCUUGCCUUCUGCGACAUUUCUCCUCUCCUUCCUCGUCCCCGCUCUGCCAUCAGCAGCAGCUUGACAUUCCUAUCUGACGGUGUGUCUCUCCAAAGCUGAUGACUGUGGAAAGAGAGAGAGAGAGAGAGAGAAAGAGGGCGAUAGAUCCUAUCUCCACUCAGCCACUCAUCCCCAUAGCAGAGUGUGUGGAAACAGAUGGUACGGGUCUGUCAUGUGGUUGGGUAGCAGGGGGCCCGGAGGAGGAGAGGAGCAGAGGAGGGAAAAAACACACGGACAUGUUGACGUGGCUGUGGUCUGCAUCUCGGACUGUGUUUGGCUCCAGAUUUGUCAGAGAUGCUGUGCUUAUGCUUGAGCCAUGACAAACUUUUAGGGUGUUUUGUUGUGCUUGACAAUCAAGAGACAGCGGUGAGUUUGAUUUAUUAGCCGAGCAAAUUACCGUCUUGGUAAUUGCUUUGCUGCUGUAGGAAGGUGGAAUAUAUAAUCAUCGUCCCAGGUAUGGGGGAGGUGUGUGUGUAUGUGUGUGUCUGCGUGUGAGAGAGAAAGUGGUUAAAGGGUGAGGCGAGGAGGAAGCAGGAAAGCUGAUGGAUGCUUGAUUACGUGUCUCGCCAUCUGGACUGUUGUCACCAAGAUGCUUAAUCCCAUUCAGCAGAUAAAGAGAGUGUUAAUGUGCUUGUGUGAGUGUGUGUUUGUGUGUGUGUGAAGAGAAAGCAACUGCUUUUCUGCGUGCACACACCUUCACUGUCCAGGAAAUGUGUGGCUGUGUGUCUGUGUACAUUAUUCCACACUUUGCAUAAAUCUGAGAAGAUGCUAAUCGGAACAUGGCUAUAGCAGCAAAUACAUACAAACAAACACACACACAUACACACACACACACACUUCUUCACCCCCCCUCGCCAUAAUCAAACAUUUCCAGACGCAUGCAGACACAUCCCAGAUCGGCCUCUCUAAUCGUUGGUACAUUUUAACAAUUACUGCUAACAAGUCCUUAUUACCCCCAGUGCCCUGCCCCUCCCCUUGAUCCCAGCUUCUAAUUGCUGCUGCUGUUUCUGAGCAGCUCUCUGCAUAGUUAUUAGACAAGAAUCAUUACCAGCACGUAACACAGGGCCACACCACGCAAAAACUCACAGUUCACCGCCACUGACACCAAACACCUGUGUUCUAGGUGAAGAAAGUACUCAAAGUGUGUAUAUGUGUGGCAGAGUGUGUUUUUGUGUCCCCACUUAAGUCCCUCCUGCUGACUGGGCGGUGUGUUUAUCCUCCUGUAGAAACGGCCUGUCACACACACAUUAAAACCUAGCUGUGUUUCUGCCAGCCUACAAGAUCACCUAAUGACUAGCUAGCUGUAGGAAGGAAAACGCCGCUUUGAUGAGGAAGGAUAUUGUGGCUCGGCUGUCCUCGCCAGCAGCUCUACUUUCAAAGGCCUGCAGAUGUUAAAGGAGGGGGAGGGGGUGACACUGGCUCUCACAUCGCUGUGUCAGUGAGCAAGGAUUUGAUGCAAGGCAGGGUUGAGUCUGUCUCUGUUCAGGCAGAUAAACUAGACAUUUGUGUUCAGAAAAGCUGAAAAUCAGCCGUCAUAAAAAUAGGGAGUGUGCACAUUUGUUAAAUGAUUUCCCAGUCAUAUUGCUCCAAAAUUAAGAAUCAGCUAUCCUCAUAUAAUCCAUACCUUUGACCCUGACCACAAUAUUCGAUCUGUCUUUAUCACUGGAUGUCUUUAAGCCUUAAACAAUUUUAAUUUUUCUGACAAUAAUAAUGAGAUUUCCUCAGGAGGAAUCCUGCCAAAUAUAUCACUAACUUUUCUUAUAUAAAGGCUUUUUCCAUUUAUCAACAUCUAUUCAAAUACAACCCCCACAAGUGCAACACAUGGACUGCAGUAGCAGCUGGUGCAUUUUUCUUCAGGGGAGGCAACAACAUCCAAAACUCAAAAUGUUCAUGUUCCAUAAAAAGGGGAGAUGACAGAUUUAACACUAGUGGAUGUAAUAAAAGGCAUCUGUAUUUGCGGAUCUGAGUGCAUGGAGCAUUUUCCAUUUGGACCCUUGUUUAUUCAAGCUUUACAUCAUUAUACCUGCCUGAAUCCAAGCUGGGCCUGAUCCUGAUCUUUGAAAAAAGGUGGUAGGGGAAGCUAAACAAAGAAUUAGCUUUACUGUAUGCCAUUGUCCAAGCCCUCCUCUUGAAAACAACCAAGUGUCAUUUCCUUCUUUGUCACUGAAAUGUCACUUGAUUUUUGUAGUCUGGCUGAUCAGGUCCAAACUCUUCAACUCCCAGCUUCUCCUGCAGAGAUCUUCAAUUAAAAAAAAGGGGAAAAAUUGCAUUAUUUUUCAGCCACAUAACUGAAUUUUCUUUCUGCAAGUACUGAAAGUCACUGUGAGUCACUUAAUUGUCAGUUGCAGAUAUAGAAUUAUCCUCAGCAGAAAUCCUCAUGAUGAUGAGGUUGCGUACAAGAUCUAUUUUUUUCUGCUCUUUGAUACAACAAAGCCCUGCAUGGAGAAGGAUACAACACUCUGUUGAUACCUGUAGUUGAUGAAAAUGAAGCCUGGCCUGCUUGGUUGUUGUCUCCAUCAGGCUCUUAUCUUGAGAAUCAUACUAGCCUGGGGGUCUUUAGCCACUAGCUCUGAAUUAGCAUAUUGUUUUUGCAGGUGCUCAAGCAGAUUUGAUGCAGAGGUCAAGUUUUUUGUGGCCAGGGAACAGUUCACACUUGACCUUUGUGUUCUUGUUCUUCUUUGCAACAAAAUCAAAGAAAGGUGCAUAUCUCCAAGUCUCAAAGAUGCUUUUAGUUGCUCCUCUCUGAGUGUCUGUGGGUGGGGGGUGGGUAUGAGUGUGAGAGGUUUUUGGGGGUCUUGAUCUGUAUCACUAUCAGGUCUUAAUCAAUGCUGCAAAAUUAAAAUCAUCUGAUCAUUAAUCUGAACAGAUUCUUGUUUUGAUUUUGAUCAGAUUUUGAUCAGUGAUUGCAGAAAGCACAGUGACUCUUGUGUCAGUGUUCAUUUGUUUACAGUGCAUUUACCUUAAAGUACCUCUGUGCCUAAGUGUCCUAUAACAGCUGACAUGGUUCUUCAUCUUUUUACUUGAGAUCAAAUUUGCCCACUAUAUUUUUAUCUAGGUGAGACUUACUGUAAUACCUGUUUGCUUAUGUAAAUUCUGAAGAUUUCCUUCUAUAUCUGCUUCCCCACAGAGGACCUGUUGCCAUUCGGCUUCCCCAGCAUAGACAUGGGUCCCCAGCUGAAGGUGGUGGAGCGGACAAGGACAGCCACCAUGCUGUGUGCUGCAAGUGGCAUCCCGGACCCGGAGAUCUCCUGGUUCAAAGACUUCCUGCCUGUGGACCCCAGCUCGAGCCAGGGUCGCAUCAAGCAGCUCCGAUCAGGUGGGAUUGACAAGCAGUAACUGUCAGAUUAUUUCAUUUGGAAAUAAGUAAACAAACAGUGCAUCUACAGCUUAGCAUUACUAUCGUGGUUGAAAUCCCUGUUGCUCUAAAUUUGGUGAUUAUCGUGUUUUAAUUAGGAUUGAGGGAUUACAUGCUCCUCUCUGAGUUUAUCUGCAUCCUUUGGGGGUGUAAAACCUUUUUAAAGCCAAUUUUUAUAAAAGGAUAAUUGUGCGGUCCUUAAGCCAUUAAAAAUGCAGUUUUUUAUAACAUUGGGGAGAGAAGAUUAGAAUAGGAUGACACUUAAAAGGCGCAAAUCUCUUCCAUUGUGGAUCAUAAAUGUCAAAUAACAGCAGCAUGAAAAAGAAGAGCCUCAAGUGGGUUGAAGAAGUUACAAACAACUACAAAGUAGAGAACUUUAUAAUGAAUGCUUAAUGAAAUAAUCAAUCCACCUCCUCAAAAAAAAACUUAGUUCUCUUUUCCCAGAUUUCAAAAUCAAUGCAUAGUGACGGGAGUUUCUCCACAUUAGCUUUUUAACUGAUGUUCCUCUUAUCUUUGACCCGCCCAGCCUGAGGAGUGUGAAAUGAACUCUGAAUGUAAAAUCACUCUGCCAGGGACGGUAAUAGGAAAAAGAGAGAGGGGGAAAUUGUUUUUUGCAGGGUAAAAAACUGCGUUUGUGCUGACAGAUCAGAGGAUGAAAACGGAGGAAUAACAUCUUGCGUUUAAGACAGUCUGCUCAGCUUUGUUUAUGCUCUCCUGUAUGGAUGAUACAGUGUCUCCUGGAGGAGGCAGACGUGUAUUUUCUCAGCCAUUCCCUCUUAGCCAUCCUCAAGGGGAAUGAAAGUGAUGGUGAGGCGAAACCAUUUUGCUGUCGCUUCAUCCAUAUUCUCUGUGCUCCUGCGUCCUGCCAGCUCCCAUAUCUCCCUGCUGUCAGCCAGUAGCCUUUACCGAACACCAGUGCCCUCUGUCAGCCUGUGAGCGUCUGUGGAUGCACGGUUCAUGCUAUUAUGAGAAAUAUUAAGGGGGUUCACAAUGGUAACUUAUCACUGUUUCUGUGUGUGUGUAUGUGUGUGUGUGUGUGUGUGUGAAAUGUAAUGCUCUGGAUGCGUGCAGUUUAAAAUAAUAACAGAUUUAAUCUCCCACAUGAAAUUAUAGGGAAAAGAGGGGGGUCUAAUCAGAUUUAGUCAGAGAGCUCAUUUAUUCUGACUCUGUAAGUAAAAAGCAGUCUGUAACUAUCAGACUCCACUCUGAAAUGAAGGAAAAGGUCACAUAUAUGCAAUUAAUGGCUUCAUACUACCACACAUAGUAUCAUGCAAAGCUGCUUUAGCAAAAACUAACCAUAGACGAUUUGGAAAUGUGGAAAUUUGUGUUUUACAGUUUAGAUAAAAACACAAUGUGAGAUCAAGCUCUCAGGCUAUUUGAACUAAAUUCCAAAAAUUGGACGACACUAAAAUUCAUGAGCAUUGCAGUAGAAAUCCAGUAAAACAACAUUUAGAGUCAAGACUUUGUUUGGCGAUGUAAUGCAAUUAUAGCUAACAAGAUUGGCUUGGGUUCCUGGACUUUGAUCAAAUCCAAUAAAGCAAGAACAGAGUUCUUAACGUUAGUCUUAACUCAGAUACAGUAACAUCCGGAGAGAUCUUCUGUAAGUAAAUACUACACACAGGAUGAUACUGUACUGGACAGAGUGUUUCCAAAUGUAAUCUGUGACUCAGAGACAAACUGAUGAUGUGCACUGUAACCUUGGAGAAAGGUGCAAAUUAUUCAGGGGUGCAUUGGGUAAAAUGGCCCCUGGGAUAUCUGAUGCCAUGCCAAAACUUUAAACUUACACCUGCAAAAACUAAUCUUACACCUCUGUGGUGUCUCACCUUCAAUAUGAAGGUGUAUGUGAGAGAGUGUGGACAACAACAUAUGAAUAUCUCCAGAUUUUCAGCAUUACUUUUUAUUGUACACAUUAAGUACAAUUUAAUCAUAGUUUAAGGUGUUCCUUCUAACCCCCACGCAGACCAUCAAUUAAACUCUUUAACCGCUGAAUUUUCACAUUUUAUUACUUGUUUGAAUUUUAUCCAACAUGUUAUUCAGCUCACAUAAAACAAUAUUCAUAUUUUAGAUCUUGUUGAAUAAUAUCUCACUAAGUAAAUCAUGGUGUUCCCCAAGGGUCAAUAGUAGGUCCUGUCAAGUUUUCCAUACAACAGUGCAACCAAUACACCAAUAAGAAAAGCAAAGAGGUGUUUUACCCUGAAGAUGCUACUGGCUUAAACUGUGUCAAAAAAUGCAUCACUGCACUAAACAUGCUGAGACAAAUAGCUAGCAAGUGGACAGGGUUGGCUGUGUUACUUCUUCACAGCUUUUCUCCCUCAUUAGGUCAUAACCAUGUUUUUUAAGUAAAUGGUGUUAUAUCAGUAAGUAAAUAAACUUUGAGAAGUGGAAUUGGUCGUGGACAGUGCCUUACAAGUAUCAACACCACGGAUGGGUGAUAAAUUCAUGUUCACAAUUUACCAUCUGAAAAAUCCUCCACGAUAAUUAUUUUCUAUCUCGUGAUAAAUGCGAUAAAAGCAAGUUGACGAACUCAAAGCCGUAGCCCAUACAGAGCAGAUUAACAAACAAACAUGGCAGAAGGUGGUGAAGAUUGGGGCAUAGACAAGUGCAAUUAGGUAUACCUGACAUCAGACAGUGGAUCUGCUGCUGCAGUUCAUUCUGUGCAAACUAAGAGUUUUCAAUGAAUCUGGAAAGAGUUUUCACUUUCAGACUUGUUUGACUUUGCUAGUUUUCUCCAUAACCUACCACUAAACUUGUGGUUAAGUAUCAUAUUUGACUGUGCCAACUGAUGUUCUCAAGACAGAAUGAGUUAAAAAGAUUGAUUGGAAUUAUAAUAUUUUUUAUAGGACUUUUAUCGUUGUCACCAGAAUGGCAAAACUUAUUGUGAUAAAUUUUUUAGCCAAUAUCGCCCAUCCCUAAUCUACACUACUGCAGGGUGAGCUGUAGGUGGCUGGAAUGCAGACUUUACACGGUAAAAACAGACUUUUUUCCUCAGGUGACCCUAAAAAACAGACUCCAGAUUUAACGGUAGCUCUAUGAUUAAUCCUUUCAGAACAAGUCAAGUAAUUUUAAGUGUUGUCACUCUGCUGCGUCGCUUGCUAAAGUUAAACGUCUGUAUCACUUCAAUACUUUCAUAUUAGUUGUUUAGGUAGGUGUGAUAAGUUACCCAUUCAUAUGUCAGUGCUCCAGUUUGGCCAAAUGGAAAGUAGUUUAGUAGGUAGCUGUUGCCCACUCUCUCCUACUUCUAGCUCCUCUGCCUAUUUCUUUUAUCAAUCCUGUAACUCACUGGUGUGCUCAUUUUUUUUUACUGACACUGUUUAGUGCAGAGUGCUUGUGUAAUUGCCUUUGGAUAAAAUACCCUGCAGUUGGUGUGGGUUGAAGUUUGUGUAGGAAAAGUCGUGUUGUUGCAUGGAGGCAGGUGAGCCAGUGUUUGGACAAAUAAAACUUAGAGACCAUUAAAGCUUUGGUAUCGGGGACAUAAGGUACAUGCCAGGGGGAGCAGUGUCGUGACUGUUUUAUGGACUUCUAAUUGUGAUAAAUACUUUGCAAACAUUUUAUAUCUUGCCCAUAAUUUAUGAGAAAGCGUUGGCGGCCUUGGAGCUACAAAAAAGAAACUCUCUCAAACACUUCUAUGCUGCCUGUUUUUUUUGUUUUUUUUUUCUUGCUACUCUCUAAAGUAGAUUUUCAUUCUGAUACAGCGUUGUGAAUACUUAUUCUUGUAGCCCAAAAAUGGUAAAUAAUUUAACAAUCCAUCAUAAUACGUUUCACUUGGUGUGUUCUGAGGCUCAUUGUGCCCUCUAUAGGGUGUCACACAAAGACAUGACACUGAUUCACCGGUACAGAACGUUGGGGCACAUUUCACAUCAAUGAAACAGUAGGAAGACAAAUGGCUCGGUGAGAUUCACCACAGGGCUUUAAUAGGAUUUCAAAUCACCAAAAGCAUCACGAAGCUGAACAACAAAAUGCACUGUAUAAUGAACCAAACACUGCAGUGGAAUGACUUGGAGGAAAUCAAUUACACCUAAGCUAAGGCGCAAAAUAGCAGCGAGAUGUGUUAUGGAUGAAACGCUCCUUUAAAAUCUGUUUAAUGAGGGCACCUUCCAAGCAGUGCCUCUGAUUUCGUGGACGUCUGCCAGCUCUCGUUGGAGCACAGCCAGGGAUCUGUUCUUGGCCACAAACAUUGUUUUCUCUCUGUCUUUCCUUUUCUUUCUCUGCUGGAAAUAUUUUUACGGCCCAUAUGGGUCAAAAUGAAAAAUGAUGUUGAGAAUGGCCGCACUGAAAUCCCUCUAAAGAUGACUGUUAGCCACUUUACAGCCCAUGAGUAUCCAUCAUCGGCGGUGUCCUCCCUCUGCAGGUGACUGUCCAAAAGGUGACAGUCGUGAACGCCAGCUUCCUGUGGGUUCAAACAUAUGGCGCUGUAUAGAGUUGAACUUCCAAACAUCUUUAUACAUCGACUGAGGGAUCCAUCUAUUUUUCCAUGCCAUCUGCUGCACCAGUUUAGAUGUGCGUGAGGAGAGCUGUGACAAGCAAUCCUUCUAUCUCUGACAUUUGGGACGAGAUCUGGAGAGUUUACCUAAGCACUUAGCAGCCCUCGCGACCCACACACAAACAGAUGGCAAGCAAUAUGGACCCUGAGGUUGACUGCUGGGUAAUGGAUGGACCUGUCCUGGCUGAGAUUUGAUCAAAGGUCGUGGUCAUGGUACCUAAAGCAAAACAGAGGAGAGAUUACACUGUUUCUUUAAAUCAGCCUCACAGGGAACCACUAACAUGUAACGAAGAAGUAAAGGAAGAUCUCAUACAGGGAUCACUCAGACUUUUUUCUUAAAAGGCCAGUCUUCUUUAAUCAAGACCGACUUAAUACAUUGCCUGUGCGUCACUGAAUACCCCUGCCUCUGAAUUUAUUUCUGAUCCAGCUUGUUUAUCUGUCUGUUAGCCAGCAGGAUCUCUUCUUAAAAGCAGAUUGCAGUGAAAUUUGGAUGGUAAAUUAGGACACUGGCCAAAAAUAAAAGUCAUUUAUUUUUGGAAGAGAUCCAGGAUUAUUUUUAUUUCAAGGAAAUCCUUUUACAGAUGAUAUGACUGAUCAUGACUAAAUGAUAGAAAAUAUGCAGAUAAAUGUGUUUUAUUCUGUCAUUUGUCAUACUUGUACCCUCAGAAAACUUCUAAAAAUAACAGGGAACUGUGUAAAAUUUUAAAAAGGAAUUAAUUGCAAACUAUUUACAGCCUGUAUUUAAUUUAAGUCAGCACAAACACAACAUAUGAAAUGAUAAGUCUGAAAAAAGGUGUCUUUUGAAAUAUAUGCUCAUUUUAAAUUUGACACCAGAAACCAUUUCAACCACAGGGGCAUGUUUACCUUUGUGUUGCAUCAGCUCUGUUUUUAACAACACUCUGUGAAAUUAAAGGAAACAAAGAGACCAGCUUCUCAAAUGUUGAAAGUGAAAUGUUACCUCAUUCUAACCUGGUUUCAGCAGCUGUACAGCUUUGGUCUCUUUUGUCUUAUUUUUUGUUUUGUGAUAUGCCAAAUGUUUUCAGUGGGUGACAAGUCUGGACCUUAGGCAGGUCAGUUUGGCACCAGGACUCUACUCUUAUGGAGCCGUGCUUCUGUUGUAUUUGCAGAAUGUGGUUUGUCAUAGUCAUGUUGAAAUAUGCGAGGCAUUGGCUGGGUGGCAGCAUAUGUUGCUCCAAACUGUGUAAACAUUGUCCAGCAUUAAUAAUGUCCUCCCAGAUUUGUAAGCUACACACGCAGUGGGUACUUGAGCAACCCUAUACUAUGAGGGAUUCAGGCUUUUGUACUGUGGGCUCCCUUCUAGCAGCCUCUCUGACUUCCAAAUUGAAAGUCAAGUUUUGAUUAAUCAGACCACAGGACAGUUUUCCACUUCCACUCUGUCGAUUAUAAAUGAGCUCAGGCCCAGGGAGGUUGCUAGCGUUUCUGGAUCAUGUUUGUAUCUGGUAGUGUUGAAGCUAUGCAGGGACACACACUACUGAGUCGUGUGUGUUUUUUUUAAUGGUGUGCCAUCUAAGGGCCGAAAGGUUUUGGCUAUCCACUCUUGGUUUUUGGUGUAGUCCCCUUUCAUGCAAAGGUUUCUUCAAAUUCUGUGAAUCCUCCCACUGAACAUUUUUUGGUCUACAAGAGGUCUAAUAGACGUCUAAAUGUAGUCUAGAAGACUGGCUAACAGAGGUCUACCAGUAUAUUGCUCAACGGCUAUCAUAAUUAUUUUGGUUUAGUACUCAGUUAUGCAAAUCACAGUUGCUUUUUGAAGUAAAUACUUAUCGAAUAGCGGGUUAAAGUGCAACGUCUAAAUUCCGUCUACAGAUAUACAGAAUCUAGACGGUUGAAAUAAGGUCUAAAAAAUAACUAGACGUCUAAUAGCCGUCUAUUGCUCAGUGGGUUGUUAAUGAUAUGAAUUGUGUUUGACAAAAUCCUCAAACACACUGAACAUUAUGCUGCAAUUGCUGAAGACUGUGCUCGCGGUUUUGCUCGCACAGUCUCUCACAAAGCUGUGAGCCACUUCUCAUAUUUAUUUUUGAAAAACUGCCUAUUUGGCCAGUAACCAACUGGUUAAAUCUUAAUCUAGUCAUCAGGGAGAUGGUUCUGCAGGUAAAUGAUUUGUGAGUCAUUAAUAUCUGUUUUUAUCACCAGUUUAGAUAGCCUACCAACUUCUAUGCAAUCAGAAUUAUGUUAUUAUUCCCAUUUCUGUGCAUGUUGAUCAAAAAUAAUCAGUAUGGUACUUUAAGUUAUGAUUGUUUCUGUUAAUAAUUUACUUGCCAAGCCCACCGAGCAAUAGAAGGCUAUUAGACUAAUAGUUUUUUUUUAGACCUAAUUUCAACCAUCUAGAUUCUGUAUAUUUUUAGACAGAAUUUGGACGUUGCACUUUCACCCAUUAUUUGAUAACUAUUUAUUUCAAAAAGCAACUGUGAGUUGCAUAACUGAUCUCCAAGUACUUAACCAAAAUAAUUAUGAUAGCUGUUGUGCGAUAUAUAGUGUAGUAUAGAUUUAGCCCAGAUUUAGACUUGGUCUAAACUUGGUCUAAAUUUAGACAUCUAAAAAACUUUAAUUUUAAGACCUGUGCUAGCCUGAUUUUAGACCAGUCGUCUAGGCCACAUUUAGACAUCUAUAAGACCUCUUUUAGACCAAAAAAAUGCUCAGUGGGAGUUUUCAUACAGUUAAUAAAGUAAGCUAAGAAGAAAAGCCUGUCACAGCUGCCACAAUCUAGGAAGGUGAUAUCUAUUUCUCAAUAUGCCUGAUCAAUUACCAAAGUAUAAACGUGUUCAAUCUGGUGGAAUAAAAAAAAAGCAAGACAAUAGACAUCAACACCAAGAAUAAAAAGUUAACUUAGUUGGUAGUUAACAAUACAUUGUCACAGAGUUGUGAGGUUGUCAAAGUCCUAAUCAUUUAAUUGUGAUAUUGUUACCUUGCUUUAAAAGUUUUUUUUUAUAUUAUUAUGGAUAUGUUAACCUUAAGAACUGUGUUGAGUAAGUGUAUUCCAGUAUAAAUAGCCUUAGUCUGUCUCCACCGUUGGUAAUGUCCGGUCUCAGUUAAAGUUAAUGUCCCUCCUGUGGGAGAUAUGGAGUCCAGCUGAUCUGUUUGACCUACAUGUUCUCGCAGGCCGAUCAGGUUAGCAGUAUCUGUUGUCAUCCAAUCGGCAGAGUCUUUGCCCAGCAGACAUAAUACACCCUCUGCGAUUUCACAGCAGCUCGAUUUACUGAAGUCACAUCUCAUUCUGGGUCUGUCAGCAGCUUCUACACACACUAACAAACUGCUCUGCCUCUCCCUUCUCUUCUUCUGUUAUCUUUCACUCUCCCUUUUUACAGCUUUCUAUCCUGCUCCUCCAAACUGCCUCUCAUUAUGUUUGUGUGUUACCAGAUAUGCAUCUUUGGUUUAUGCACACACGGUAACCUUUAUAUAUGCAUAUAAGCUGACUACUAUUACGGAACGACUUGUCUUUACAUAAAAGAAAAAUUCAAUCCCCAAUUUCAAAUUUGUGCUGAUAGUUUGCCAUACGAGCUGCUUCCAGCUGUCAGAUGAGUUCCUGUUUGUAAAGCUCCACCUGUCCGGCUCCAUCUCUCCUCCACUCUGUCUUUUUCUUCUUCCUCCUCUAUGAGAAGAAGGCUCGGCUUGUAGAGCAGAUAAUUUAUUCCUGUUUAUCUCCCAACUCGGCCCUGUACCACGGGGAAAUGGGAGAUGGAGAAAUAGAGAAAGAGGAUGGCACGAGCUGUUUUUCUUUCAUGUAACGCAGAAGACAGAAACAAAUGGAUGACAGCUCCAGCUCGCAGGGCCUCAGCAGACGAAACACACACCCAUGCCCCAGCCGAACAUAACAAGUCAAACUUUUGCGUCGUCGUAACCUCCAAAAAAACAAGUUGUUUAAACUUCAGCAUAUUCUGAUCGGCUAAUGUGAAGACUCACACACACUAACACACAUACACACACACAGAGGGGGUCUCUGUGGAGCCUUUUAGUGCUUAACUGGCCGGCUUUUUAAGAUUUAAUCAGUGAAAGCUUUUCCCUCCAUUAGGAUAACACACCAUGUGAACCGUCUGUGUCUGCUGUGGUGUAAAAUAACUGUCCGUAUAUCAACUCAAGCUUUGGAUUUAGUUUCAAGUACAGAGCUACAAGUGGUGAUUAUUUUCAUUUUCAGUGACCAGACUGGAAUUGAUCGAGCUAAUGAUCUGGUCUUUGAAUGGUCAGAAAAAACUCUUUAAAUUCUAGUGGGGCAGUUCAACAAACCAAUGUCUGGUAUUAUUAUUGUCAAAUAAUUGGAACCGUUUAACCAUUUAAUGACCACACUCAAUAAUAUCAAUAGUGGAUCCAUAGUACCAUAUGAUAAAUACAGAUAAUAUGGUCAUACAAUUGAAAAAGAUGCUCUGAAAAUAUACAAACAGUAUUUAAACUUCAUAAAAGUUGUAUGUCAUUGGUAUAAGGAAAAAAGACCAGAUUUCCAUCUAGGGCUGGGCGAUAUGGCCUCAAAUGAAUAUUACGAUAUAUUGAGCAGUUCACCUGGAAAACAAUAAAUGGACAAAAACUACUCCACAAGCUGCUCACCCCCUCCCACAUAAACUUCAUCUACUUCAGCCGCUACAACUUUUGAACCGUCCUCCGUCUCCUCACCUGUCUUUCCCUUUUUAUUAUGGACUGGAUUGGGUGAAGUCAUGUCUCUGACAUAGGACAGCAUCUUAAAGGGACAUGAGACCAUAACCUACCUACACACAUCCAAAACCAACUUUUAUUUAUUUAUUUUUUUGACACAGAAUAUAUUGAUAUAGGCAAAAUGACAUUGGUUAUUGUCGUCAAUUUCAGUAUCAGCAGAUUUUCGUUUUAUCGCUCAGCCCUACUUUCAUCUAUCUUAUUUUUUGUUUGUGCUCCUACUCUUCUUUCUCUCUCUCUCUUUUUUUAAUGCAAGUCUGCAGAUCAGAGGAUUGUUUUUAAGAUACAACCUGAACAAAAUGUAAUAAAAGUUACUCUCUUUAACUCACCCAGCCAAAUAGCUUUGGUUGUUCUUUGCUCAGUUUUGACAGCAGCUCUUUUUUUUUUUUUUUUUUUUUUACACACGAUUCAAUAUCACUCAUGCACCUCUCAUCAACCACACAGCGCUGAUUAAUCCUGUUACCACUAAAAAAAAUAAAUAAAAACUCUGUCAUCCUCCACAGUUUUGAAAUCUAGUGUGGGUGUUGACUCUGGUGCUGGUAUACAGGUAAUGAACCAGCAGUGAUCGGUGUGUGCAUGCUGGGUAAUCAUGAGGAAAAAGUUCUGAUGCUUCAAAAGGAAUAAAGUGAGUCUGUCAUUUAAAAGUGUAAUGAAAUACACAGUUGAGUAUUUAUGGGUUGUAGCACUGUGUUGCUAUUCUUACUUUAGUCAAAAUGUGAAGAUACUGUUAAAUUAAAUGUACAUACAAAGUAAUAUCAUGAAAACACUCUAUAUUUCUGUUUCUUUUGAUAUAUCUGUUCUUGUAAUAUAAACCAGACCCCUUUAUCAGUUUUACAGAAGAUCUGAUACAAAACACUACGCUUGUGUGUGUGCUUGUGCACUGUGUGUCUCUACAUGCCUCUCUAUCUGUGUGUGUGUGCGUGCGUCCGUUUUUUUUUUUUUUUUUUUUAGUUUUGUCUUUUUUCUCUCUCUUCCUGCAGCAGAGUGUAAUCCAUGGUUUUGUGCUUCCUCCUCAGGCUCCAUGUCAAAGUCAGUUUCAGAUGAGAUGAAUGUGACAGAGCCGGCUGAAAAAAAAAAUAAAAAAAAAUCACUGCUGGUAAUUCAAAAAGCUGUUAGCAAAAAAAAAAAAAAAAAGGUUUUAAGAAGCCGUGAGAAUGGCACCGCGUGAAGCAAAAGAAACAAAAGAAUACCUGACAAGCACUGUGUGUAAUUAUAGUACAUUUAGGGAGACACUGUUUACCAUGCUGGGAUCAGGGGAGGAGGAUAAAAAUUGAGGAAGUAAAAGGAACAAGUUGAGGAGUUAAAGAGCAUCGCUGGGUUGUAGCCGCAGGGGGAAAGCCGUGUAGUUGCUGCCAGUUAACUGCCAAGAUAGAAACAGACUUUCUUCGCCGCAGCAGUGCUGUAGGAGAGGAAUAACUUGCUUGCAAAAAAUAUAUACAACAGAAGCUCCCUUAAAUGUCAUAGAAGUUUAUAAAAAGUCAUUUUGAGACUUGGCCUCCAAACUUUUUGGGAAAAUGUAAAAUUUUUCAGUGUUUUUACGAGUCUGUUUGCUUUUCGAGAGGGGGGUAAAGUCUAAAAUAAUCUUUUUAUUUUGCUGAUGGUUUAUAAGAGCAUGGCCCAUUUUUAUGAUGUUUCACAGAUAUGACAACAAAACUGACUUCAUUGGAUGUUAAAGCAAUAGAAGGGCGGAUAUGCCUGGGGUCAAAAUUUAACAGAAACAGACCAGUAGACAAACGUAGCAGGAUGAAAAGCAGAGGAUGCAAAGAAAGCGAGACAGCAGCAACAGCAGCAGCAGCAGGGACUGUUUUCUGCAAAGUCAACUAAACAUCUUUAUUCUUUUCUCUCCUCCUGUCACUUUGUGUCUCACAGGAGCGCUGCAGAUCGAGAACAGCGAGGAAACCGACCAAGGGAAGUAUGAGUGUGUGGCCACCAACUCCCAAGGUGUACGUUACUCCUCUCCUGCCAACCUCUACGUGCGAGGUAGGACCAGAUCACAUGACAUGUGCACCUCACGCGCACACAUUCAAAGACAGAAAACCACACAGAAAUCUCCACAUUAAAGGUGCUGCUAUAAAAAGCAUAUUUCUUCUCCAUAGCCGUGCUCUUACUGUAAACAAGUAUUACUAACCCAUUCAUUGUCUACAGUAUUUGUUGACUCUGUUGUUUCUCACAACCACCUUUAACAAGUCCACCUUAAACCCCGGUGUGAGCCCCAACGGUGAAAUCACAUUGAAGAUGAAGUCGGGGACACACCUCGGUUUAACUGCAUGGAAACAUCACUGAUCUGUCUACUAAAAUGGUUUCUGUACAAGAGGCGAAUGAAACAAAAAGUACCAAAUUGGAAGCCAAACAACCAAAAUAUAAUUUGUUAUUAAAUAUUUAAAUAACGGCCACAUGUGAGCCCUGUUGAACUGAUCCUAGUUUGGACUGUGGGUGCUUAUUGGCUCAAAGACCACAACCAAUGUUGAGAAGUAUAAGUUCUACUUUCUAUGUGAAGUGCGUUAUCAGAAGAGUGUGAAUGUGACACGAAAGAGUGUGUGUAUGUGUGUGCGUUUGCGUGCAAGUGUGAUGCAGAGGUGCGAGUGGCUUUGCGCUGGCCGUUUUUAUUCUCUCUGUGUUUCCCCGUUCUCUCUCUCCCCCCCUCACGUCAUUGUGUUCUGCAUCAACCCCCUCUCAUCCCUCAGAGCUUCGAGAAGGUUGGUGUGCUCUUUCUUUUCUUUUGUUACUCCUUUGUUUCAGAAAGCUUUACUUGUUGAAACAGAGAGAAACAAAAAAGAAAAAUAAAAGACAUUUGAAGGACGUUGGAUUAGAUUUUUUUUAAAGUGAAAUGUCUCCAAAAUUAUAGAGAGUUGAUUUUUCUAAAGCUGCUACGAUGAUGGUGAUGAUGAAGUGGUCUGCCUACGCAGCAGAGUGCAUUGUCUGCAUUGUGAGGCCUUGUGUGCAGAACCCUUGGUAUUGCCUUCACUCCCCGAUCAAUGUUUUCUGCAUGGUAUGAUCUUGUUGUCAUGGAGACCCAAGAAUUGGAAGAUUAAAAAAAAGAGGCGAUGUUUGCAUGAAAGGAGUGAGAGAGAGAAAGAGAAAGAGAAAGAGAAAGGAGCACCACUUGCAUGUGUGUUGAUGGAUGGACUGACACAGGAGCAUGGCACAGUGUGUUCACGCCUAUUGAUAUGCUCAAGAUGUGAUAUUAUCAUUGAACAUGCGGUCUUGUCAUGUCUUGCAAUUGUCUCACUUUUUUUUUUUUCCAGCUUUGUGUUAUCAUGUGUGUGUCACAGCUCCCAUGACAUCACAUCUUGUCUAAAUAUGUGCUUGUUGGUGGAAAUCUUGCACUCGCUGUCAUGCUUGCACUUGCCCUUGUGUGUCUAGGUGCGGCGUGUUGUGCAGGUUUGCAGGCGAAGCAUCAGUUAUUUUUGCCAAAUUCACGACAUCAAGACGGCGGGGGAACUAUCAUGUGAACAAUGGUGGAAAGAAAAAGAGUGUAUUUGUAGGUGUCUAAAAGAGAGAAAUGUUGUUUUUCACUGUGCUCCUUUGACUGUUAAUAGACACGGUUUAUAAACAGAUUAAACGCAGAAACUAUCCCAUGUCUUCAUGAACAUGUUGCCUUUUCGAGGCGUGUGUUAUUCAGAAGUUAAAUUUACGGGGUGCGCGGAUGGCUGAGCAGGUUAGCGCACCACAUGUAUGGGGACCACUGUCCUCGCAGUGGUUGCGUGUUCGAGUCCGGCUCCAACCAUGUGCUGCAUGUCCUCCCCCCUCGCUUCUAUCUCCCCAUAUUUCCACACUGUCCUACAAUAAAGGCUAAAAUUACCCAAAAUAAUCACAAUUUUUAAAAAAGUAAAAUUUACUAAAAUUACAAAAGAGCAGUGCACAUAUACCCCAGUCAGAGACAUUUACCUUAAACAUUAGCAUUAAGAUUAAACACUUUUAAAGAGUAAUCACAUAUUGUCAUAAUAGCUAGAUAAUUAGAUUAGAUUAGAUCAGAUUAGAUUAGAUAAGAUAGAACUUUAUUGUUCCUCUUUGGGAAGAUUCCCUCUGGGAAAUAAAAACUAAUGACACCUAAUGUGAGAAAUGAAUGCCUUGCUUAACUGUUUAGCUAUUUUUUAGCUUGUUGAUGCCACACCUGCUAACAAUGAUACAAACUAAAAAGCCUUCACACAUUGUUACCCUCCAGCUUCAGAUAUACAAAUCACUAACUAUCUUAUAAACUUCUUUAAACAAAUCUGUUUCCUCAAGGUUUGACAUUAACGGGUAUGUUUAUGUAUUUUAUAGGUCUUCUCUCUACUUGUAAGGUUUUGUUGGUUUGCAGCAUUUAGCCAUUUGAUGAUAUAGUUUCAAGUAAAUAUAUAAGCUGAAAAUAAACAGUUACCCUAACAGAGGCAACCUUCGGUAAAAGACACUCAGAGGUGCUUUUGGAGUUUUCUAAUACACUUAAACUCUCACAUCAGUGGCAUUGUUAUGCGAGAGUUUAGCUCCUGAUUAGGUAUUUAUAUGUUUUGGUCAUAAACUGAGUAAAGGAUUGAAGUAUUUCUGGUCUCCUGAAUUAAUUUGAACACCGAGGCACCCCUGUUUAGAGCUAAGGUAUAGCAAUAUCCCAGUCAAUUAUUUAUUUUCACACAGUCAGUGCUGUGUCCUGACCGUGGCUAUCUUUGCAAACACUCAGACAUAAUCUGUUGACUGACAUUUGAAAUUAAUCAUAUCAAUUCACAUUUUAGGUAACGGGUGGGGGGAUAUUAAUGAUUCCCUCUCACUACAGUGUUUAAUGAAAGCCGUGUCCUUGAGACAGACUGGAUGGUGCUGCGUAAAUGUCAGCUCAGUGACGCCGCUGCCGAACGGGUACAGCGCGGUGCAGGGAUCCAACGGUAAUCCUUACGGUUGUGCCAAGGUCUCCCCAGUCUGUAGCCUCCAGACUCCCUGCAGAGGACACGACUAAUGAUAGCUCUGCUAAUAAAGAUUGAGGCUUGAAGCUCUCUCAAACUGUAUAGAAAGUGGAGGGGAAUCAUGCAGCCCCGCUAGAUUAACUUUAAGCUGGAGGCUCUGUGAGCAUGUGAAGGAUUAUCCCUUGUUAUGAGCUCACUUCAUUGUAAAGUCCGCGGCUGUGUCUCUGCUGUGGAUUCUUCAGUCUUUUGUCUCUUUGCCGGGCAGAUUUCUUUAGAAAUACUCUUACUGCUGGGGUCAGGUUUUACCAAAAUGAUCAUCCUGGGUCUUCACCUUCAUCCUGCUCUUCCUCAUAUUACCACACUAAUCUAAACGCUUAACGAAUCGUCUUUUUUUGUUUAUUUUGUCAUAACUAUAGGGGAAAAAUAACUGACUGAUUGUAAUUGGUGGUGUUUUGUAUUACUGUAUUGAAUCUGCUUUGCAUGUCUUGUGCAUGGAGCUGUCUGUUAGUCUGUCUGUAUGUCUGUCUGUCUCCAGCAUGCACAUUUGAGGAGAUGCCUGCCUAAUCAUGUCUGUUCUCUAACAGAUCUACCUGUUUUUGUCUCUUUGUCUCUUUCGUGUCUUCGACUUCUGUAUCCAAUUCUGGGUAUCUUCCAUCUUUUGAUUUAUUCUCUUUUUUUUUUUUUUUUAAUUUCAGAUAAAAAUCAAAUGUUUUGUUACUCAUGAAACGACAGUGAUGUCAUGGCAACUUUUUUUUGUUUUGAUUUGUUGAAAUCAUGCCAAAAAAUGUUAACUUUUAUCCAAUUGUCUCUAGAUUCUUUGAGUAGGGGGGAUGUGGCCCAUGAAGAUUCCAAGUAAUGAUGUUACACAUUUUGGAGUGGAGGUUGUGCAGCAAAUUUCCCCAUAUUUAUUUACUUUUGUUUUUUUUAUCCUAACCUAAUCCUUUUUUUUUUUACUUACUUAAAACGUAGUGCUUCAUUUAAGCUAAAGGAAAGAGGCUCCUAUUUAUUUGCUCCCCAAGGUUUGAAGUUUACUUCUUUAUUUGAGGUUUUCUUAUCUUUUGUCCGUUUGAAUAGAAAAUUUGUUGCUCCUCACCCUCAUUUUUUAUUGAACGUACAAGCUACCUAGUAGUGAGUUAAGUUUUGUUUUUUCGGCUAUGUUUUUUGCUCUCUGUCUGCCCUCCCUUUCAUUCUCUCCUCCCAUACAGAAAUGUUUGUCCGUUUCUCUCUCUGUUUCCUGUCUUGUGACCCUGGGGUAUCUUCCUCCUCCUCCUCUUCUUCUUCUUCUUCUUCUGUUCCUUCAACAUCCGCUCUCUACUUCUCAGUCUUUAUUUCUAACCUUUGAAGCACCUCCUUUCUGAAUGGGCCUGACUCUGGUAUAUAGCCGUGUUUUUAAAAUAGAUCCAUGUGUUUUCUUCUUCCUCGCUCCUCUUUUCUUCCCCCCUUUUUCCCUCCUUCCCCCUAAAACCCUCUUCUAAUCCUCUCUUUAUCUCCACCUCCCUGUCUUCUCCCCUCCUUUCCCUCUCCCCUUCCUUUUUUUCUCUUCUUCUUCUUCUGCAUUCUGUCUGCACCCUGAUGUGUAGGAGCGACAGACACAUGUACAUAAGUUUAUUAACUUAUAAACAUGCACAUACUACCUCACAUAUCUCUCUUUUUUGCUCGCACUUGUUCUUUCCCGUUCUGCCUCUUUCAUGCUGUCUUGGUGUUCUUUACUCAAUGUGUCAAUGAUCACUCUGUAAUUUGCCACGACACCUUUUUAGACUCCACUCCUGUCCACAUCUCCAACUCAUUUGACUACACACUGUAUCAGUUAUGAAUCCUAUGUAUUGUACAGUAUCUUGUUGUACAAUGUGGCUGUCCUUUGCUACAUUGCCUGUCAUUGUCUGGAAGAGAAGCAGAGCUGCCUCUCUCUUUCUUUCUUUCCUUCUCUCUCUCUCUCUCUUUAUUUCUCUCUAUCUCUCGAUCUGGACCUUCCUCUAUCCCUCUAUCAGUGUCUCUGCUCUCGUCUUGCUUCCCUCCGUCUCCUCUUCAGUUCUUCGUUCUCUUCUUUGUGUUCCUCCACCAUUUUUUCCUCUUGAGUCGUCCAGGCAUGCAAGCGACCUAUGAGUUCAGUCUCUCGAUGCAUCUCUCCCUAAUACAAAGUCAACCCAGUUCUGACAGAUGCAGCAUCCGAUAUUCUUUGCCACUUCUCUUGUUCUUCUUAAGGGGGACACAAAUAGCAAGUAGGGCCUAUUGAUCGGCCCCUAUGAUGCAUACGCUCCCUCUAAAAAGAACCCAUAUGAUGCGGAAGCGCCCUGAGGCGAAAAAAAAUCACAAUGAAGUAAAAGUUUGUCACAUAAAGUCUUUGGAAAAGUUGAGCAUCUCCUUGAGGGGAAAAAUGAGAAUCUAACUAAAAAAAAAAUUAAUAUGAGUUUAAAAACAAUUACAAGAGAAACUGACUAUAGGUGUCAUGUCCUGGCUGAAACGAUACUCAAGAGUUUGUCACUUUAUGAUUUUUUAGGCAGCUCACUCUGAUUGGUUGAGCUCAACACAAGAUUUGUGUCUUUCUGUUGGAAUCAUUAGUACCAUAAAGUAAUUGGGACAAAACUUGAAAUAUCCCUUUGUAAUUUUCUGUAAAAACCCUGAAGUUCAUUCUCCCCCUUCCUGUUACCUCUCCUCUCUUCUUCUCUCUCUCUCUCUCCUUUUCUUUCUUUUUAACUUUCCUGACCUUGCUUUUCUCUCUCGAUCUUCACCUUGCUUCUCUGCCUCGCUCUUCCUCUCUCUCUCUCUUUUUCUCUCUGAUUCUCUCUCCCUCGCCCCCUUCCUCCCCCCUCCUCCCCUCCUCCUUCUUUCUCCGCCUUUCUUCUCCUCACUCCCUUCCCCACUGUUCUCCUCACCCUCCCCGACCCUUACCCCUAAACCCAUCCCCUCCCCUUUCUCUCUACCCUGACUCUCCUCCUUUCCCAGUGCGACGUGUGCCCCCUCGUUUCUCCAUCCACCCCUCCAACCACGAGAUUAUGCCAGGAGGGAGCGUGAAUAUCACCUGCGUGGCUGUGGGUUCGCCCAUGCCCUACGUCAAGUGGAUGCUGGGCAGCGAGGACCUCACCCCGGAGGAUGAAAUGCCGGUCGGACGGAACGUUUUGGAGCUCAAGGGGGUCCGGGAGUCUGCGAACUACACCUGUAUGGCCAUGAGCAGCCUGGGUAUCAUCGAAGCCAACGCUCAGGUCUUGGUAAAAAGUAAGAGAAGCUCGAACAACAUGAUGAAUCACCCAAAGUUUAUUGUUGAAUCAUAGCAGUGUGGGAGGAAGUAUAAUAUGUCCUUUAUUGCAAGUUGCUUGGUAAAUAAAUCUGCAGAAUAUGCGUCAUGGAGAAAUUAUAAAACAGUCAGUUCCAACCGAGGAAUCUGAUUGGACGAGAAACACUCUAUGAGUAUAAGGGACUGUCAACCAUUUGUUUUGACCCUGUAGUGGUCCAAAUCAGAUGAAAUGAAACAUUAUCUUUUUCAAAAUUAUAAAUAGUUGAUCCUCUUAAACAUGCAGAUGCACAAACGUAGCAUGAGGGCAGGAAAACCUUUGUGUUUCUAGGCAACAGUCAAGUUUAUGAAGUGGUCGUGUAGCCAGAGCCAAAUUCAUGAAUUGUUAGACAAUGAAAUGAUCUCUUCUUGUACAAUUAAAGAGGAAACUGGAGGAGGAAAAAUCACCAAAAUUUCAUAUGGAACCAUGCUCUUGUUCAACAGCACACUCCCUUGAAAUAUUAGCUUAAAGUCCCGUCAGCAGAUUUUAACUGGUUUAGAAACAGGACAAGAUUGAGACUGAUGCCUCUGUAUGACUUAGUGAAGUAAACAAAGCCGUCAGGGACAAGAAUGAGUGUAGUGAUUAUGAGUGUAAUGUACUUAUUGAUGACUUCAAUUGCUGCUUCAAAGCAGGACUGAGAAAAAGUGAGUUACAUUAUGUUGCAUAAAAAAAAAUCUUUAUUCGUAUUUUCCUCUGCCAAGAUUCUCAAUAAGUGAUGUGUUCAGUUGGAAAAGAAAGGAGCUCUGUUUGCACACAUACAGGACAACAUCAGCAGAGAUGAAAGGUGUUGUGUUAUCCUCAGAGGAUGGUAGAAUUCAAAGAAACCAAUCAAUAUGAAAUGUUGGAAUAAGUGAUAUAAUUUUCUUUUUCUGCCCUUUCUCUGAUCUCUAGCUUUGCCAAAGCCUCCCGGCACACCUAUAGUCACUGAGACCACCGCCACCAGUGUGACCAUCACCUGGGACUCUGGUAACCCAGACCCUGUGUCCUACUACAUCAUCCAGUACCGAGCCAAAGGGCCUGACAGCAAGUAUGAGACGGUCGACAGCAUCACCACCACCCGCUAUAGCAUCGGAGGACUGUACCCUAACACCGAGUACGAAAUCAGAGUGUCGGCCUUUAACAGCAUCGGCCAGGGGCCUCCAUCUACAAAGGUGGAGGCCCGCACAGGAGAGCAGGCACCUGCAAGUCCUCCCCGAAACGUCCAAGCCCACAUCAUUUCUCAGAACACAGUGAUGGUCCGCUGGGAGGAGCCGGAGGAGCCCAAUGGACAGGUGGGAUGAUGGGUGAUAUCAGAAGUAGAAAACACAAAUUAACUUUUUUUUACAAGCUGCUGUUUUUUUUCUCUCUCAUAAAUAACAAACCAGUUUGUUCAUUGAUAUCUGCAGCAAAAACCACUGCUAAAAAAUAGCCAUUCGGUUGUGAGUUCGUUCAGCAACUCGUCUUUUUAACAACGGCACACUAUACAAUCACAGUAGUUGUAAAGCACCAUCAAAACGCAACUGACUGUUUGACUUAUGGGGACAAUAAAUCAGCAGCAAUAAAAAUACAUCAAGGGGAGAAGAAUCACUGCAGUAAAGAUGACAAGUGAGGUAUGAACAACUGACACAAAGUGAAAAGUAAGUGAAAAGGUUAAAAAAAAAAAAACUGAUCAGACAGAAAGAAAUCCUAAAAACAGACCAAGUGUUUUCAGAAUCGCUCAGCCCCAAAGGUCCCGUUUCCUCUUGUUUUAGCUUCACCCUAGCUCGCAGUUAUAAAGGAAACCUCUGUGGGAUCAUCUCAGAAUACACUGUAGCUCCUGAUGAGCUCAAACAUGCAUCAAAUAGAUACCCAAUGCAGAUAUUCAGUGCAAAGAUAUAAAUAUAGGGUUUAAUGUUUGAGUAAAGAGGUACUUUAUCAUGUCUAUAUAGAACCUAAAUUUGAUAUUUUGUUUGAUAUUUCAUUAGCCCCAUUUUCCACUGAUCACUACAAGAUUUAUAGAUAGAUCUUUGAUAAAUUCCCUAUCCGUAGCUUUAUGCCAGUGUAUUGUUCACAUUCCGUUCUGGGACUGUGUCUUCCUCUUCCCAGAGAUGCCCCACUGUAACUCCCUCGCCACUUCCCCCAGCCGCUAAAGAAAGAAAAAGGUAAUUGGACUGUCCUCUCUGAGUUAAGAGCGCUCCCUCUUGAGGCCUAUUUCCUUUUUUGAGCCAACCUAUCUGUACAGUAUGUUCAUAAAAGUGCAAGAUUGAAUUGAGUGCAUAUGGGGAUUGUGGAUAUUAAAGAGUAAUAACAGGAGAGGUGAAAGAGGUGGUGAGGGUGAGGGCUGAAGCAUGGCAGAGGGAUUACACAUACUCUGAACUACCCAUAAACAAAUCCCAUGGGAGAGGGGUAUAGUGAUUAUAUCUUAAGCACUACAAUAUGAGGGCAUGUAUUGGAACUGGUUUGGUUUAAGCUUCAGAGUGACAUUUGUUUAUCAGGGUCAGCGGCACAACAGGCCCAGAAUCGCAGGGACAUCACCUUGUGACAGUGACCAUCACUGCCAGCGAAGCAACAAAUCCAUGAGACGAUCAAGAUUAAAGUGAAAAAUAAUUCAUAGAUGAUGACUUUGCUGUGAUAAACUCUGGUUGAGUUGUGGAUUAGCACUGCUGGAGAGUUAUUGGAAUUAGGCAAGAGACCAUUUCAUAUAGCAGGGGUUACCAGCGGCAUUAACAUCCGGACUAAAUCCACUAAGCAGCCUUUCUUUCUCUCCUCUUCCUCUGCUCCUGUAGGUGAAAGGCUACCGUGUUUACUACACCAUGGACCCAUCUCGGCCCAUGAACGAAUGGCAGAUACACAACGUCCAGGAUAGUGUGAUCACAACCAUUCAGAACCUGGUGACCUCAGAGACCUACACCAUCCAGGUCCUAGCUUUCACCUCCGUGGGGGACGGGCCCUUCUCAGACCCUGUCCAUGUUAAAGUCAUGCCUGGAGGUCAGUGUGUGUGUGUGUGUGUGUGUGUGAAAGUGUUUGCGAGUCCGUCCUUCAUGCUGGUGCGUAGGUAACCGUUCGGUCUUGUGCAGGAGAGUGUUUUUUGAAUCCGUGCACACAUGAGUCAUUAUUGUGUGUGAGCGAGAGUAUCCAAAGUGUUAAGUAGCUUAUCUGAGUGACUUAUGUAAAGUUUGGGAGGCAAUCCACUGUGAAAUACUUAAUAUAAGCUUGACCUGUCAGAAAAUAUGACUUCUUGAAAAUGAAUAAAAUUCCACCUGCCGGGAUGGAGCCGUGGAGACUUACGAAAAGGAAACAGGGAUUAACAGCCCAAGAUGUCCGUCGUAGCUCGUUGCCGCUGUGUCGCCGUGACAACUGCCGUGGCAGGUUUUUAUGUGAUGGGAGGUACAAAGGGAUGAUUACUCUGGUGGUAUUACUAGGUUGAGUUUGUGUGGAGAGCAGCUUGAGCUGCUGCUGCUGUACUAUUAAUAUACCUAAAAUGUCUGUUACCGUAGAGGAAGGGAGUGAUAAAGAAACUGCGCUAAUAAGGCAAGAGUUUGGAGGGUCAGGAUAGAAAUGAUCAAUUUCAAACUUUAAUCCUAGGCUGCUGAUUUUGGGUAAACACAAUGACUGAUAAGGUUAGAGGAAAAAAAAUCAAAUAUUACUUCAUUUACGGAUUAUUUUUUAGAAUUAGAUAUAAUAUUUGUUCCUAAAAUAUUAAUGUAGAGUAAAAAAAUGAAACAGAGUACAGCCAUCACAUGCAAGUAUUACAGUAUCUUAAGGAAAUGCUUAUUUGAAACAUUCAUUCCUAGAGAGGCUUCUGAAUAAAACAGUCCAGUAAUGGUGGAAACAGAGAAGGUAAAUUAGGUUAGCAUGAAACGAUUAAAAACACAUACAUCAGAGACAAAGCUGUGGAAGGACAUGAGUGCAGGUUUGUUACUGGAAUAACCAGGAUAUCAUCGCUCCUGUAAAUGUGGUCAGGUUUGCAGUACAUUUUAAAUGAUCAGGAAAUAAUUCCCAAGAUUUACUUCUCGCACAGAAAAUGUUGUUUUGUCUAAUCAAUCCUCCAAGUCUCCACUUGACACUGCUCCAGUUGAACUGCUGCAGCUGUGUAGUCCUCAUUUAACACAGAAAGGCUGAGGAGCAGGUCUAUUUCCAUAUUUGGGUUAAUUUGGUUGUGCCUUGUUGACAAAGCAGUUUCUCCUAUCUCUUCACUAUAUUUGAAAGUUAUUUUUUUCCAAAAGAAAAAUCUCAUCCUGUUUUACAACAGUAUAGAAAUACAUCACAUGGCGUAAAUCAUUGCUAUGAAAAUUUUUCAAAAUAAAUGCUUGUUAGCUUGCAGUUAAACAACAGUAUUGGACUGAUGCCUAGCCCCCAAAAGGCUUGUUCUUUUAAACAAACAGCAAAAUAGAGUCAAUCUUCAUGCUGGGAUCUAGCUGCUUCUUUGUUUAGGUCAAACAAGGUAUUAACAUUACGUCCUGUUAUUUUUUAACCUGCUGAAAAUUCCUUAGAGGAGCUUUAAACAAAGGCAAUACAGUUACACGGGAUGGUAAUUCAUAAUAAAAAAUGAUUUCUUACCUAUUGGAGCAUAAAGACACUGUCUAAUGAUUUUUAUUUUUCCCAUUGUGUCAAUAAAUUUAUAUUCACACGUAAGUAUCCUUCAACCUUUUGCAGAUAAUAUAGUUUUAAUUAGGACUUAAGUUUUGUAAAGCUGCUGUGUGGAGGUUUUAGCGAGUCAGACCAAAAUUAAUAUUGGUGCUUCAUUUUCACCUGCAAAAGCAAAGUGGACCAUCAGGGAGGAGAUGGGUGGUUUUUGAUUGAGUUCAUUUACCCUGCAGAAGCAGCUUGGUGAGCAGUUUUCUGUUUAAACAACAUUCAAAAAGCAUCUAUGACCACUGUUGAUAUCCAAAAAGGGUUCAAAAGUUUUUCAGUGCUCAUGUGUUGAUGUUGAUUUCGACCACAGAUUUUAUUUUGACCAUUAAAUGAUUGUGAAACCGAGCAGGGUGCCACAGCCUUUCAUGCAUGGCCCGAAGUCAAACACCCAACAUGUGAUCGCAAGUCAAACACUAAUAGCCAUCAGCCACACUAGCUCUUCUAACAAUUGCUGCCUUUGCAUAUCAAGCAGCAGUAUUAGCAUCCAAAAGCUUUUAUGUUUUCAUAGCCAGAGCUGUGCAGCUUCAGUGCAAGAGCACGGCCAGUCUAGAUAAAGUUCAAAGUUUCUGGACCCUCUAGUUUACAACACAGUCCUUGAAGUGUAGCGUCCAGAGAAACUAACUGAAAAUAGAAAAUAAGGGAAAUUUAAAAUACCAUCUUUGCAAAUUAGAAAGCUUUUCAACCAGAAACGCUGCCAAAAUAAUCAUUUCCACUCUUCUUUCAGUGCUGAGUUGAACAAGAUAUUCACAUUGAAAUUUUCCCACGCUCAGAUGGAUUUUGGGUUUCACUUUAGUUAUUUCGAAAAAAAAAAAAGUGAGAUUCUUCUAUUUUAAAACCACUCAUACAUAGAUGGGGGACGAUGUCCUCAGAUCUCUAGUAAUAGUAUAGAGAAGUAUUGACUGGACUGCAUCUGAAGAGUUAUUAUUGGCAGUAUCAGGGUUAAUAACAGCCAGGCCAGGGAAGGCAAGGCAAUGACAAAUGACUAAGCCUGCUCAAUGACAGUAAUAUUUACUGGCAUGGCAAUGGCAAGAGAGUGGCCGUGGCCUGAGAAUAAUAAAGUCUGCAUAUUAAUAUCUUUCUUCGAAACACCACAUAUUUAAAGAGGGAAAUGACUUUAGCUGUUAGAGUAGAUGAAAUAACUAUUAACUCAUAAACAUGUUAAAAAUUGUUGUGCGGUUAAUGUUUGUGGUCCAGCUGGUCAGACGUAUGUUUUCCUCAUGGUAAAAUUGCAAACAGAACUGAAAUAAUAAAAAGUAAUGGUAGAUGUCAAAAUUCUUACCAACUCACAAAGAUCAGCAAAAAGAUGUAUUAUCUCAGUUUAGCCUGAUGGGGCAACAACUUUAACAAAACCCAGAGGAUCCUUACAGGAGCUCUAAGAUAGGGCUGGGUGAUAUGGCCUUAAAUCAAUAUCAAGAUACAUUGAGCAGUUCACCUUGAUAACGUUAAAUGGACGAUAACUACUCCACAAGCUGCUCACCCCGUCCCACAUUAACUUUGUCUACUUCAGCCGCCACAACCUCCAUCUCCUCACCUGUCUUUCCCUCUUUGUUACGGACUGGAUGGGGUGGAGUCACGUCUCUGAUGUAGGACAGCGUCUUAAAGGGACAUGAGACCAUAGCCUACCUACACACAUCCAAAAACAACUUUUAUUUAUUUGUUUAUCUGUUUUUACAUUAAAUAUAUUGACAAGGGCAAAAUGACGUCGAUUAUUGACGUAAACUUGGGUAUCUGUAAAUUUUCGGUUUAUCGCCCAGCCCCUCUCUAACAGUUUUAUUUUUUAACCUUUAUCAACAAAACAGAAAAGUCAAGGGACCUGCUUUACACAUUUUUAGAAAUGAAUCCAUGUGUUUAGUUUUAGAUUGAGAAAAGCACUCUAACAGACUGUUUCAUCCUGUCCUCUUUAGUCCCAGGCCAGCCCGGGAAGUUCAAAGUGGGGAGGGUGACAGACACCAGCAUAGAGCUGACCUGGGAGCCUGCUUACACCAAGGAGGGAAUCGUCAACUAUGAGCUGCUCUAUAAACCUGUCAAGUUUGGCAGUUUGGUAAGACCUUUUGAUCUCUUUUUAUGAAUCUGUCUGCUGGGUGGAUUUCCUAAUAAGACAGAGAGAAGACAGAACAGAUAAAAGAGAAAGUUUAAGAGAUUAACCACCACUUUGUCUGCUGAUGACAGUCCUCAUCUUUAUUUCUCUCAAACUCUUCUUUAAUCUUCUGCCUUUCACUCCCCCCUCUCAUCCUGUCCUCCGCUCUCCUCUUUCUUCUCUCUAACAGGAGAAGCUGACCUUUGGACCGAGGAAUUCUUACACCGUAGAAGGCCUGAAAGCCAACACCGAGUACUCCUUCUCCCUGGCCGCCAUCUCAAACAAAGGCAUCGGAGCUUUCACAAAUGAACUGGUGCAGAGGACGUCGCAAGCCAGUACGUCUCAAACUGACCGGGUUCCCUGCAGACACACACAUGCACACACACAGAGAUAAUAAUAAUAAUAUGUUUAUGCAAAUUUCUGCUGCACAUAUUUUCUCCUCCACUCACAAAUGGACACACAGCUUGUCAUCUUGAGCUCCUGAUCCCGGGAAAAACCUGGGAACCGUCGUCAUCACAUCUCUCCAUCUUUCUCUAAUAUCAACCCAUCUGUCUCACCCUCCGUCUCAUCCAUCCAUCUACGUUUGAGUGUGCCUUUUUUUUCUUUCUCGGCUCUGCCUCUCGCUUUAUUCCGCAGCCAAAACAUCAUGACGGAUGGCCACAGAGCGCCGGUUAAUGUUUCACUCUUCCUUUUCUUUGCCCUCUUUCACUUUUUUCCUAUCUAUCAGUGUCUAAUGUCUUUGAAAAGGCAAAAUGUCUGCCGUUCAUUGGCUGCUAGUCAGCAGCGAGGCGCAUUAACGGAUGGUGGUUGGCCUGCUGUGUUGACAGGUAAGUACCUGACAGUCUGUAGUUCAACCAAACUGAACUCAGAUUCUUUUCCUUGUUUUAUUGUCGCUUAUUUCUCUGUAACAGCCAAGAGGAGUCAAACACGUUGCGCUUUUUGGCUCUGACAUAUCGAGACAGUUCAGAUGUUCUCUCAAGAGAAAUGGAAAUGUUGAGAUAAGAGAGAAAAUAAGGCAAGGAAAAGAAUUGAUAAUGUAGUCAUGGUCAAGAAAAGAGUCCCAAGUCGAAAGAGUUCACGGCGCUGUAUCCUGUCAUCGGUAAGUUUUUCAAGUAUUUACACACACUUAUCAGACACAAUCAGAUACAAAAAUGCUCAACGCCUGUAGCUGGUCUCUCCUUUCACUCCUCACCUGUGAGAAGAGAAAAAACCCUAAAGAGGUACACUGGAGUAGAUGGCAGAGGAUGGAGGGUAAAGGUGUGGGUGGGGGGGUGUUCAGGAAAGAGAAGGUGCCAGAUAAGCAGACUAUUUCAUGCAGCAGAAUUCAUUUCCCAGGGAGGUUAUGUGCGCUUUGUUAUCGCCAAGCUUUGGUGCACAUCUAGAUUGUCCCCUGAGGCCGACAGAACACUGGCUGUACGGCUGAGUGGAUAGAUACUUGAACCUGUCAGCUAUGACUAUUACACUCCCACACACACACAUUUACACACACACACACACACACAUGCUAUACGCUCCUGAGCUCCAGUACAAGCCCAGACGUCUCGGUCACACUCGCCAGUGUGUAUGUGCUCUUUAAGGAACAUUAUAUAGGGUGAGUCAAACCUGCAGCUCAGAAAAAUGUGGUGAUUUCUGUGUUUUUGGAUUCCUGUGUGUGUGUUACAGUAAAUAUCCCAGCUUACUUCUGAUUCAGUUCUUGUCCACAAUUCAUCAUUCUAGCCUGACGUUCAAUAUCCGUCUGAGUGCCUUUCUCUCCCAGGCUUCCUGUUCUUUUCUUUUUUCUUUUUCUUUUUUUUUCUCUUUUUGCUUGCUUCCAAAAUCCUUUUCCGUGAGAUCUUUUUUCGUUUGUUUGUUUCUGUCCUCUGUGUGAAGACCUUCCCCUAGUCUGCAGUGGAAAUUCUGAAACCACUCUAUUAUCCCGAGGACUCAAGGAUUAAGCCACCGUGGGGGCUGGUGUUGUGAAAUGUGUAUAUUUGUCUGUGCUCAUGUGCACUCCUGGCUUUAGACUGAGAAACUUUGUCUGCUUUUCAUUCAUGAAUCUGCAUCCUUUAAUACCUCAGCCAAAGGAUGAGAUAUUAUCAUCGGGUAUCGAAUGCACAUUCUCCUUGAGUGUAAUUAAGUUGUCCACUCGGGGUCGAUUCUUUUGUCUCUGGUUUAUUUCAUUAGGCGCUAAGUCUAACAUAAUGCUUUUACAUUAUGUGGUUGCUCCCCUGCAUGAUAUUUGUCCUCAGCUUAUCUCUUUCAGUUUAGUUUACCUUAGUUUCUUGUUUUUCCUCUCUCGUCCUUAUCUUCUGUCCUUUUGCUCGGAUUCAUCCCCUCUCUUGCUUUUCUUUAUCAACCCCCGUUGUCUUGGGUCUCUCCCUAAACUCCUUGCCAAUUCCCUGCUCCCCCUUUUGUCCAAUCAGAACCCUCAGCCCCACCCGAGGGUGUGUCCUGCGAGAGUGCCAGCUCCACCUCGCUGAGAGUAAGUUGGAGGCCGCCUCCAAAGGAGGGCCUGAAUGGCGAGUUGGCAGGUUAUGAGCUGAGAUACCAGAAAGUUUCUGGGGCAGGAGGUGGCGGAGGAGUAGAAAGAGGAGGAGGAGGAGGAGGAGGAGGAGGAGGAGGGCAGGGCAAGGAGGUGAAGGAGCUUACCAUCCUGGCCGAGCAGUCGGAGACAGUAAUAGAGGGGCUGGAGAAAUGGAGCUGGUACAAUGUCACUAUGGCAGCUACAACCACUGAGGGGACGGGACCUGACAGCCCAGCUACUCUUUGCAGAACUGAUGAAGACGGUGAGAGUGAGAGAUGUAGAUCAGGCUGAACGGUAUUGAUCGUUUAGUUGAUUAUUUACUGGCCUGACUGUUAGACACUGAAUUAAUUCUGUUUUCCUGCAUUUGUGUGUGUGUGUGUGUUUAGUCCCCGGAGCAGCCCCUCGUCAAGUGGACGUCCAACCGUUCAACUCCUCAGCGCUCCGUGUCACCUGGAAAUCAGUGUUGCCACGGUUACGGCAAGGCCAGAUCCGUGGCUACCAGGUGCACUUCGCCCGAGCCGAAAGCGGUGAAUCACGAAACCUUCCCCGCAUCAAAGACCUCUUAUUGGACGAGUCUCAGGUGGAGUGAUGUCUGAAUAUUUAAACUGAUUAAACGACACUCAUUUAUUUAUCAUUAAACACCCUUUCUCUCUUUUUCUCUCUGCCUUUGUCCUUUGACUCACUCUCAUCUGUCUGGGCUGCCUGCCGGGUGUGUCUCUGUCUGUGGGAUAAGAUGGAGGAGGAUGACUCAACCCAAUAUGUGAGUGCAGUCUUCCCGUCCUCUUCUCAUUAUAAAUGAGGCAACUAUUAAUACAUACAGCACAAUGCAUUUAUUACAAAGAGGCACUUAUGAAACACUCAUUAAGUAUGAAAACUGGAGAUCUCUGCAGCCACAGAUAUACUCCUGUACCAAAAACUGUAAGAAAGGGAAUGAAGAGACGAGUGUUAAUGAUAUUUAAAGAAAAGAGUCAACAGUGUGGUGUGUGUUUGCCUUCACAGGAGCUGGUUUUGGGAGGUCUGAGAGCAGACACUCUGUACUCUAUCUCAGUGGCAGCGUACACCACCAAAGGGGACGGAGCGCACAGUAAAGCCAAGCUGGUGCAGACCCAUGGGAUCUGUAAGCAUAUGCCAAGUAUACAGUUCAGUGCACUGGAUUCAGUAACAUACUGAAGAAUUGAUCUCACAGUUCACUGUAGUUGAAGCCAGCAGUAAAUAAAAAGCCAAAUCAAUUCUAAUUCUUGUAAGAUUUACAUGAUCUAUGGUUUGUACAUAUAUAUAUGUUUCCAUUGAUUUUCUGCUGCCUACACUGUCCUUUUCAGUACCCGGCCCGCCUUCCUUAUGGGUGCGUCCAGGAUCGGGUCCUUCAGUGGCGGUGCAUUGGGCUCCUCCGCUAGAGUGCUCUGAGUCAGGCUCUGACAGUAAGGGACCCCCGCUGGAAAUACUGGGCUACCGCCUACAGUAUGGCCUAAAGAAUACCUCCUCCUUCGACACCACAGUGGAAUUCACAAGUCGGGAGAAAAACUUCACUGCUAGUAACCUUUCCCAGGGCUCCUCUUACAUCUUUGUCCUCUCUGCGAAGAGCCGAGCAGGCUACGGAGAUGAAGUGAAGCAAGAAAUAACAAUCCCCCUGUUCCCACCCCUGGGACACCCCAAAUUAUCUAGUUAUGUUAAUGUCACCUGCUGCUCCAUCCAGUUCUCUUGGCUUCCCCCACACCCUGAGGAAUGUAACGGUGUCCUCACAGAGUACACUAUUGCUUACAAAGAAGCCCCAGGCCCCAAUCCCUCCAGUGACCCUGGCCUUUAUUUCUUGCCCACUCCCACUGCUCCCCCGUGGCUGAUUGUGAUACCAGCAAGCGAAUCCAGCUACACCAUCCUGGGCCUCAAUCACAGCACAGCCUACGAGGUGCAGCUCAGAGCCCACAACGUGGCAGGGCCAGGCCCCUUCAGCCCACCUCUGGUGAGCCAAACCCUGGCUUUUGAAACAGGUAGGGCUGGCCUCAGGCCUCAGGAAAAACAAACAAAAAACCCUUCACUUCCCAAGCACUGGUUCAGCUUCACAUCUCUGCUCCCCCUUAAUGUGGAUCUCACUCCAAAAACACUCAACUAAAUGAAGUGUGGGCCAGUUCUUACAGGUUCGGCCUGUCACCUGUGCACCUAGGAGAGGCUGAGAAACUGUCAAGUCCAGCGGGAACACGACUACUCCCCCCAAUUUCCUCCACUCACUCACUUAUACCUUCAUCACCUACCCUUCACCACCAGUGGAAGCAGGCUGAAUGUUAAUGGAUGUUUGCCUCAAGAGCACUGCUUAUCACAACCCCUCAGGUAAAAGUCAAUGCAAGGCUGGGAUGUACAGUAUCUCAUACACAAGGUAAGUCUUCAGUCUGAGUUCAGGUCAAAUCAGGCGUCUGGUGCUGUAUCUGCAGGUAAGCUUUACUUUAUCUGAUAGACCUCCACUAGCACCUCUUUCGAAGCCUUUGCUGACAAGUCUGAGUCUAAAGAACACAACCUAACACUGAGAAUCUGGCAUGUCACAUUCCUGCAGCCGGUCUGUCCGUCUCAUUUGGACUUAUUACUCUCGCCAUCCACUCUCCUCAUCACCUGCCCAUCCUCCUAACCAUCAUGUGUUCUUUCCCCAAUAACACAUUUGACUGACCUGUCUUCCAUUUUUGCAGGGGUGCAUUGGGAAAACAAGGCAGCUGCUAGUUUGAAUAGAAAGCUUUAUCAUGAAUAACCUUUUUUUUGUUUGUUUGUUUUUUCUUUUUGUUUUUUGCUUCACUUCCAGAUGUGCCAAGGAAUUUUUCCGUCAAUCUGGCCACCAAGACGAGUGUUCUGCUGACCUGGGAGUUCCCGGAGAGCAGCAACUCCUAUCGCUUUACCGUAUGUCCACAAGCUGUUCCUUGUCUUUACAUGCGCAUUAUACAACUGAUCAUUAUGUAUCAUUUCCCAGGUGCUUUAGAUUAUAAAACCAUUACCAUACCGUUCAGAAUUUUAAGAAGCUAAAUAAUGAUCCUUAAUUUGAAAAUGACAACCUUUUCGCUCCCAUUUUAUCCACAAGAGAGAUGUAGAUUUUAUUUCUAAUUUCACGGAAUUGAGGGUUGACACCUUACUCUGAAAGGAACAUUUUCUAUUAUAUGAUAAAGCUUAUUUACUUGUAUCUCUAAAACUCACUCAUAAACAUGUUGCGUCUUAAUAAGAAUAGGUAGAAGAUUUUGCCUCAUUUGGAAAAAAAGCCAAGCAAGCUGUUCCCCUAGUUUCUGGCAUUUUGGCUUGAUUUUAGGCUAAUUAGUUGGCUCUUCAUGUAAGCCACAGUUCAUUUACAUAUAAGACAUACAAAGUCAGUCUCUGCGAGAAACUGGAUAAGCAUAUUUUCCCAAAAUUUGAAGUCUUUCUAUCAAAGGAGGUGUAAAUGCGACCAUGUGAUAGUCUUGCAAAGUAGUAAAUGUCUGUGGAAAUUACCUCAGAGUUAGUUACUAGAGUUUAAUCAUCAAAGUGGUGUUAACUGGAUCAGACUCGUUUAAUGUGGAAUUAUGUUUCACUGUAUAAUACAUGGCUCCUACACAGUUGGAAUUUCCUUACUUUUCCAUACCCUACUUUUUAGAACUGUUUUUAGAAAUACCUGCUUUUCUAUUUUAGAAAACAGUAUUUUAGAACAGUGGUCAUUGUCUGGAAACAUAAAUAUUUUUCCCUACUUAAUUUUUCAUUUUUCCAUACUUUUCAAGACCUGGAAAUUGAUCAAUUUAUUUUCACACUUUUCCAUACUCUACAUACUUGCAUGGGAAACCAUGUCAUCAGCAAACUGCAUAUAGAAUAUCUUUUUCUUUCACUUCCUUGUGUCCAGGUGGAGUAUAAUCGACAGAAGGUAGAGGUGGAUGCUCGUCUGAAAAAAGCCGUCAUCACAAACCUCCAGCCCGACACCGGUUACGAUUUCAAGAUCACUGCUCCAGAAGGCAACAUGGGAGGCCUUCGCCACCGCAUCUCAGCCAAGACCUCCCCUCCCAUCACCAUCCGCCGCCCUGAGAUCGACCACACCCGGGACACGGAGACCACAGUCACCAUCAUCCUUCCGUCACUGGAGAAUCGCAGUCCUGUCAAGUGAGGGAAAAAAUUACAGUUUACGACCAAAGUCUGUAUGAAAGUAUCUUUCUUUAAGUGGAGUCAAAAUGUACUGUAUGUUGCUUUCUUUAUAGUGGGAAGGACAGGUUAUUAAGCCAGCCUCCUCUAUGUUGACCAAUGGGGCAUAGGUCAAACUUAAAGAUAUAAAUACACAACAGUUUGACUCUCUCAGGUAUUACUUCUGUUAUGACAGUAUCUAUUGUAUUGUUUAAGCCUGGGUUUUUGAGAAAUUUAGCCUAAAUAUGUUGUUUGAUGCUUAAAAAAGGAGUAUAAUAAUAAUGAUAAUAACUACUGCGCCUUUAUUUACUUAGGGCUUAAAAAGUACUUUGAAUUAAUUUAAAACCAAAAGGCAGCAAUUGAUUUAAAACUUAACAAAAGUUAUGGUUAGGACAAUAAAAUAAUAAAACAUAAUAUCAAUGAAAAAGCAGGUCUGAAACUUUGAGUUUUAAGAAAUGACUUUGAAGGUUUAAUGUUCCUCAUCUUUUCCCGAUGGUCUCAGAAGUAAGAGGCUGGAUCAUCUGUAGUUUUAAGGUUUUACUGAGGAAUAUUUAGUAAUGAUCCACUGGAGAAUCCGAGGCUAAAUUAAGGGUUGUGCUGUUCAGAAGUCAGCAUUGUGUUCUUGAGCCGAUCCUCUUUGAGCUCUAAAAAUGAACACCAGAAUCUCAAAAUUAAUUUUUAAAGGGACUGAAAGCCAGUGAAGAGGUUUUAAAAUAGGUGUGAUGUGUUCUCCCUGUUGGACUUGGUUACGAUGAGUCUAGCAACCGCAUCCUGGAUCAGCUGCAGUUUACUGAGGUUGUUUUGUGUGAGAAGAGCACAGAGAUUUGCAGAAAUUUAACUUGGAUGAAAUGAAAGCAUGGAUUACUGUUUCCAAGUUUUUAGCCUGUAAAAAAGGCCCAGUUUUGAAAGAUUACUUCUCUGAAACAAAUCAUGAUGGGACAGCUACAUUGAUGUGUUUGUCAAACAUGAAGCAAAGAGUCAGUGAUGGUAAAAGAAGGGUACCAAGAUUCUGGGCCUAUGACAGUUUAUGAGUUUUGAGAGUUUACUGUAAGAAACUGGUGGCCAUCCAGUUAUUAAUAUCUUCAAGCCCAUUUGAAAGCAGAUCAGUGGCAUUGUGUCUUAGUGACAAAGAAGAGGUAAAACUAUGUGGUUAGCAUAGAAAUGGUUAUCAAUACUGUGGUUUUUAAUUAGUAGUAACAUGUAAAUUCAAAACUGCAAGGGUCCUAGAACAGAGCCAUGUGUAAUCUCACGUUUGAUGAAACUGUUUGUUGUUUUAUUAGUGUAGUAGAGGAAGAACAGCAGAAAAGAAAAAAAAACAGUGGUUUCACCAGUUGAUCUCUACUGCCCUGACUCUGACAUAUUACAUCCAGGGUGUCAGACUGUAAGGUAAAAGACUUUCUUAAUCUCAAUGAGGCUUCCCUGGUUGAAUACAGCUUUAAAUGCAUUUGACCUGAGGUGGAGAUAAGCUGUCCAUCUUUAUAUACAGUCAGUGUUUGAAUCUUAGCUGGCAAGGAAAUGUGAAACUAGUUCGCUCCAAGUUUCUUGUCUCAAAAAGUGCAACUCGUUUGAAGUUUUUCCUCCCUCUGCUUUGACAGGAAUGUCUAUGUUGUUGUGGUUCCGCUGAGGAGAGCCCGCGGCGUCAUCAGACACCUCAAGAGCCCAGAUGAGAUGGACCUAGAGGAGGUGAGAACCACAACAAUGACAGCACCCACAGAUGUCUGUGCCUGGAAGGAGGAAAGACUUUAAAAGACAAAACGCACACACACACACACACACUUAGAACUCCUGGCAACGCUUACCCUUUAUAAUUUUAAUAUCUGUGUUUAAACAUUAGUCAGAGAUAUUGGAACGUCUCAUCUCUGUCUGCCUGUGACUGUCUCUGUUUUCCUUCUCUCUCCGUCUUUCAGCUGUUAAAGGACAUCAGUCAAAAGCAGAGGGAUACUCGGCAGCAGAAGCAGGUGGACCUGCGCCGGGCUUACAUCACUGCCCGUUUCACACCUGCCACUCUCCCUGCCUUCUUCACCCUGGGAGACCAACUGGAUUACGGUGGCUUUGAGAACCGUGCUCUAGACCCAGGGCAGGAGUACGUCUUCUUCAUCCUGGCUGAGCUCAACUCAACAACUGGGGUACAAGUCAUUGUGUCACAUCACUUUUAUUUCCAUGUUUAUAACCACUCCCUUAUUCCCUUGCUGCCUGUUUUUUCCCUCCUGCAGGCUGUCACUAUACAUUGUAAUCAAUAUGGCCUUAGUGCUAGAACAAUAAAAGGCCCGUCAGUCAGAGGGUUGUAGGCAAAAGGCAAUAACCCUCAUGUACUUCCAUCAGCUGCUAAUAAAGAGUGAGCGUGUUCCUGUAGCAGUGGAAGAGAUAUUGCUCUGUGUUCUGCUCAUGUAUGUAUGUUGAUUUGAAUUGGAAGAGAUAUACAACUGAUAUUAAGUCAGAUUUUAUAUAUUUUUUUUAUGACAUGUUUUUAUUAGAAGUGCUUUUAACCCAAGGGGUGCUCUUCAGAAGUCCUGCUGAAGUAAUAAAAAAGCACUUUAAUCAACUUAAUGUGAUAAUAAAACACACGUGAUGUAAUUAAGUAAAAGUAUGUUGUUUUAUGUGAAAAACUAAUGAAAUACUGUCUCAUACACACUUUUACAUAUAAAACCAGUCAUGGACAUCUUAGUCAUGGUUGCAGGGUUCAUCUUUAAUCUAAUGCAAUCAUUGCAACAUCUUUGCAAUGUGUAACACUUUUAGUGGGUAACAUUUUGUUGAGGCUGAGUUUAAGAGCUUUUGGCUUGACUCUGGGGUGUAUCUGGAUCACAGUGUGCUAAAACUUUGAAUCUGUUGCAGGUCAAUAUAUUUGACUUGUGUAAUUUUGCCUCCCUUAAACAAAAUAUUAAAAUAUGGUCAUAAAAAAAAGCUGCCAUCAUUCAGGCAUCUCUUUCAAAAGUUUAAUAAAAACCAAAGCUUUUCCACUGCCUUUCUUGACUUUGUGCUUGUUUGUUUUUUUGCAGAAAAUGUAUGUGGCCAGUCCCUACACAGACCCCGUAAUUGCCCCAGAUUCAGACCCCCAGCCCCUGGAUGCGGGAGACGGUCUUAUCUGGGUAGUCGGACCAGUCCUGGCUGUGGUUUUCAUCAUCUGCAUCGUUAUCGCUAUCCUACUUUACAAAAAGUGAGUGGGUCUGAUAAUCCCCGUGACAGAAAACAACUGCCAAAAACUAAUUAUAAGUACAAGUUGUGAGUCAGCUACAAUUAAAACUCUUCAAAGACAAUCUGGCACUAAUCAAUAUGAUUAUAUGAAAAAUUAAUAUUAUUAUCUUUAAAAAGUUUGUAUGAAAGCUAAACGUGACAUGAAUUUGGAAUUUUUGUUUGUUUUUGUCAAAGUAAGACCCGAGUUAAUACAACAGAAAAUUAAAAAAUGGCGAAAGCUAAAUCCUUUCAUAUUUAAAAAGACUUAUUUCUUUCAUAAAUGCUGAACACCCUAACUUUGGACAGAGAAAUUUGAUUUGAUUAAAAAGUUAUUUUUUCUUGUAGGACCAUUUUCAGUCAGUGAUUUAAAGUUCAACCCACGACUCCUAAAUGUUUAUAGCAGCGGGAUGUUGUAUUAGAGGCUGACCCAAACUGACGUAAGGUUAACAUAUUUGUGUAAAGGAAGGGGGCCAAAAAAGACACAGAUGUCUCUGUUACAUCACCUACUGGUUUCAAACAGAUAUUUUGAAGACCAAAGAUGGUGGACACCAUAUUGGAAGUGCUGAUCUUACUGUCAGUAAUCCUAGACACAGACAAAACAGUUAGAGUGGGUUUUAGCCUACUGCAGAGAGCUACAUGUGCACAUCUGUCAGUAAACUCAGCUGUGCGCCUAAUUCAGUGAAUAAAUGUAAAAGUUUUUAAUCACCAUUUAAAUCAAGCUACAAGUAUGAAAAGUUUUGCUGUAAAAACUGAGCACAAAGGCCACAAAGUCAAGCUCAGCCUACAGUACAACAGCUGAUCCUGAUGCCAGCCCACAUCAGCUUACAGCUUAGCCAAUAACCUUUAACGCCUCUAAAUGUUGAGUGUCAAAAUUGAUACUCUAUUUAAAAUGCUUCAGCUUUCCUUCUCAACCCACCUCCCACCAGCUCCGCCUUUGUAUUCUGUGUCAUACUUGACCAGUCAUAUGUGUUGUCACUGUUGGCUGCUCUACCCUCUACCCUGGUCUCUUUGCUGCUGCUCUCCCUGCCUUGACAUUUUACAUAAACCUGUGGAAGGGCAGAGAGCUCUUCGAAAAAAAGCCAUGCUCCCAAAUGUGAUGACUGCACACAAAGAAAUAGAAAGUAUCUUUAACAAAAGUUGCUGAAAUGGGCGUAUUAACAUGGGACUUAAUGUGCUUACUCUUGUUCAGAGUGUCCAGCUUUACCUCCUGGUUUAGGGAAUACUUCGUGUUCGGCCAUCCGCUCAUAAAUGCUUAAUUUUAAGUCAGGUCUUCACCAGAUUUGUUCCAGUUAAGAAGAACAGUCUGAAUCUUCUGUAAGCCUGUGAUAUCUGCAGCGAGCCAUCAAGCUUGCGAAUACUAAUGCAAAGUAUUGAUUUACCUUUCUAACAAUCUGUCUGUUUCCUUCCUUUUCUACCCCUAAUUAUUCCCUCCUUGCUCCUGUUUCGCGGAAAGCAGCAAACCUGACAGGUGAGAUUAAACCAAUGUCAAGCAUUUUGUCUCUUUUAGUCCACAGUAAUUACAUGAUGCACGAUGCUUUGCAGAGAUGUUGUGUAAAGCCAUAAAACAGAUAUCUGUUAAUGCACUAUUUACUCGACUGGAGUAGCCUUGCUAAUGACGUGUCAGUAGUGAGCCUGGUUUUCGCUCUCUGCUUGUUUGCAUGUGCUAAUUGCUCUUUUGACUCACUGAUGUUUGAGCAGCAAGCGCAAGGACUCUGAACCGGGGACAAAGAGCCUGUUGAGCAACGCGGAGAUGAUGGCGCAUCACCCGACAGAUCCUGUGGAAAUGAGACGCAUCAACUUCCAGACUCCCGGUGAGACGCGUGAACCCACACAGGCACCCAAACACACGCUUUUGUAUUUGCAUAAUAAAGUAAACUUCCGAUUUCUCCUGAUUGUAUAAUGAAAUAUGCAUGCGACUAAUUUUAACUCGGGCGAGAUUAUGCAGACGGGAUUGUGAAAGCACUCCUCCGCAGUACCACAAACAUGUACCUGGCAGCUUCCAGUCAUUUUGGAGGGAUCAAAAUGGCUGCCGCCCAGGUAGUACAGUCAGUGCUUAGUCACGGCUGAGUCAUACCGGUGUGACAAAAAUCCGAUCAUCUACGCUCGCCCACAUUCCACAUGCCACAUGCCAGGCUGCAGAUAGCGCCUCAGAACAGACAGGAACGACAGCUAUCUGUCUCUCGGAGUGUAACGGUCAAAUCGCUGGAUCAAAAGGUGAGCUGGGGUUUAACUGGGAUUGUUUGCGAACCAAUCAAAUCUGCACAAACCAGCAUAUCCAACCAAAAAACCCCCACUGUGAAGUAACUACAUUUUGGACUUUGCAACUCCUAACCCCCUACUGAGAGUGAUCUAACAACACAUCUGCUUUGGUGGAGGCAGAAAGCCGCUGAAGCCUUGCUUUCACUCCUUUCAUUAAAUUAGAACAGCGUCCAAAAACACAUACACACACACGCCCUGAAGGAAGUGAAUUCCUCUUCUCGCUGUAUUUCCAUGGUUGCAGUUUAUAGAAAUCUCGCGUAGAAAAGGUGGUAAGAUGUGUCACCACAUAGAAAGCUUUAGUCUUUACCUGCCAGGAUUUAAAAAAUCAAAUAUUAUGUUUUAUUAAAUCCAUAGAUGAUGGCUGGAAGUCUUUUUCUAACCUGUUCCAGCAGGCAAUGAAAAACCCACAGAUUAAAGCUCUUCUCUCUUAUCCUCCUUUUUUUUUUUUUUUUUUACACUCUCUUGUGGCAGCAACCUUGAAGCUCCCACCUCACCCACUUCUCCUCCCUCGAGAUUUGUGCUUCUGAGGUGUUUGGCAGAGAUGAAAUUUAUUUCCAGCAGAGCCGCCUGGUGAUAUCUGAGGUCAUUUCUGGUCGUGACAGGAGUGUUUUGUCGUGAUCACUUGUGGGUGCCAUGGUGAAGCGGAACAUUACAGUUAUUAUGAGCCUGCUUUAUAGCCGUGGCUGCACAAUGAGUCUGAGCAGUGCAUCAACGUGUUUUACAGAUCUGGAAACAUUGAAAAGCCAAUCUGCUUUGGCAUUAAGUAGACUGUUGAUUGAAUGGGAAGCAAUAUUAUUUAGAAAUAUUGUUGUCGCUGUUUGGAUCCCGAAUGGACAAUGGAUGACUACAGCUCCUCUUUUCUCACUCCAGCUGUGAAAAGAAGCGACUGUAGGAGGCAAAGAUUGCUUCCUUCCCGAGUCUGUGUGUGCGUGCAUGCAGCCCUCCUAAUUAGCGUUCUGUCUGUGUUUGUUUUCUCUGAGUCGCUGCUCCUCUGAUCACGGAGAAAGCAAUUUAUCAAAGAAAAAAACAAUUUACAAACAAACAAGACUCGCCUCACUUUGUUCUCACACAUGGAUCAAAAUCGAUUUUCUGCCCCAGCGUGUUCCGUAAUGACGUGUUGUGUUCUCUGAUUGUAAAAUUUAGCGUCACAUCUUUGCAUAUUAGCGAUGACCCCGCGGUAAUUUUGGGCUAUUUCGCCCAACUUUGCAUCACUUCUGACUCUUUGUUGUCACGCAGGAAUGAUGAGCCAUCCCCCGAUCCCCAUCAGCGAGCUGGCCGAGCACAUCGAGCUGCUGAAAGCCAACGACAACCUGAGACUGUCCCAGGAGUACGAGGUGAGCGAGGUGUUAUUAUUACACAACAUGAAUAAAUAGAUUACAUCGUUAUUGUUUAGAAAUGCAAGCCUUUGCUUCAUAAAGUUAAUCUUAUUCAACGUCUGUAUCCCUGUGUGCCGACUCCACGCUCAUGAUUUAUUCAGCAUCGCAGUUUAUUGCGAUAACUCGUCUACAUUACACAGCACUCUCUUUACAUAAAGCUCAAAUGCACUGCUAAACAUGCAACCUCUCGCUGUUAACGUGUGUGUGCGCUUUUUCCGCUCCUCCUCAGUCCAUCGACCCCAGUCAACAGUUCACCUGGGAGCAUUCGAACCUGGAGGUCAACAAACCCAAAAACCGCUACGCCAACGUGAUCGCGUACGACCACACCAGAGUCAUCCUGGCUCCCAUAGACGGUAAGGAGAGUGCGGCGAGUUAAAGAAGAUGUUAAGAGGUUUUAAUGAGCGAGAGUCUGAGUGUGUUUGUGUGCAGAGGUGGGGGGAGCACAAAGAGAGGUGAGAAAGAGGCAGGAGAGGGGGGAGAAAGCUGCAUGAUGGAUGAAAUCUGAAAUUGCAAACAGUGCUGGAGUCCGCCUGUGUGCAGCGGCAUGAGACUGACAAACAGCGCGAGUGCAUUCAAGUGCAGCCAGCACUCCAGAACAACAAGGGGGAGAGGGGAUUUCAUCUGGAGCUCAUGAAUUUACACCGACAGAGGCUUGUUUGUUUGUUGUCGUCCACUAGUCAUCUGGCAGCUGUCUGUUGGAAGCCGCGGCUGCCGGGGAAACAAACAGUUCGUUAGGCUGUUUGAUGUCAUACAUGCAGGUUAAUUUAUUAUGUCGCUCAUGCAGAUCGCAGUUUAGCGAGAGCCUCACAAGUGUCUCAUUUGCAGGUAUCCUGGGGAGCGACUACAUCAAUGCCAACUACAUUGACGGCUACAGAAAGCAGAAUGCUUACAUCGCAACACAGGGCCCGCUGGCGGAGACGUUUGGGGAUUUCUGGAGGAUGGUGUGGGAGCAGCGGGCCGCCUCUGUGGUCAUGAUGACCCGACUGGAGGAGAAAUCAAGGGUAGGACACAUGGGUUAUGCACCCAUAUAAGAAUACAAGGGUACAGUUACAUGAAAGUUGCAGUUCUUCAGGUUGAUCGAUAAACAAACUAUCCCCUACACUUGGAACCUAAGCUCUCACUGUUAGGUCUCUUCCCAGAGGGACGCAGAAUAAAGCAACAUGAAAAAAUUUUAAUUAAUAUGUGUUCUCUACAGGCAAAAAGGACAAUAGCCAUAUCAUGGAAAAGCUUUGGUAAACCAGCAAUUGCUGUGUGGUUUAGGGAACUAAUUUCUUGUUAACCACUGGAAAAAAAUUCUUACACACUUAGGGACAAACAGGAGAUAUUUCAAAAGAUAUUAGGUUGUUUUAUCAACAAAAUGAAGGACAAAGAUUUGUCUCAUCUGAUGGAAGAGCUUGGAACAGUAUAAGUGCACCCUCUGCACGACCCAUGAUCUACAUGGUCUACAUCACAGGUGUCAAACUCAAGGCCCGCGGGCCAAAUCUGGCCCACGAGAUCAUAUCAUAUUUGUAUGAUUAUUGACCCACCAGUAUGAAGUCUGCAGAUUUCCUCCAGGAUAAUAAUGUAAACUUUAGCACCAAUAUUUAACGUAUCCUUAAUAAACCAUGAAAAUCUGGGAAAGUAAAGAGUAAGGAAGAUUCGAUAAAUAGUCAAGAAAGUGGGGAAAAAAAUGUGUUUUAUCCAUAUUUCCAAUUUUGCAUCUAAAGAUUACAAGUCGAACAUGACUUGACUUUUUAUUUUGUGCUUUGUUUUUUUGCAACUCAGUAUUUCGAUUUCUGUCAUUUUAAACCCUUUAGAUUCCAAUUUUAAAUCUUAAGUCAUAUUUUGGCUUUUAACUCUCAAUUUCAAAAUGAUCUCAUAUUUUAACCUUUCAAACUUAUGAUUUCAACUUUCUCCUCAUCUAUUUGCUCUUUAAAAGCAUGAUUUUUCUAUUUUUGAUAUCGUGCUCUGAUCUUCUGGACUAACCUAUUGGAUUUUUUUUUUAAUCUCAGAUUGCCUUUAAAUGUUUCAUUUUAUCUUUUUGAAUAUUCAAGUGGUUUAUAAUCAUCAAUGAUUUUGUAAUAGAUUUUGAAAAGGAGGUUGACAGUUUGAGUUAAAUGUUGACCCUUUUGGACCCUCAGGUUAGACUUAAAUCCAGAUUAUGGCGCUUGCUGUGGUUUAGUUUGACACCCCUGGUCUACAUGAUAAUGUAUCUUAGAUGGACUCAUGAAUAUUUUCCUUCUUUGGGAGGCCCUGACCGCCUUGGUUUUGUCUUGUUGUUCACACUAUUCUAUGGAAGUGUGUAUAGCAUGAAAAUUUGAUCUGACGGUGUAUGUAUGUGCUCUUCUGUACCCUGGGACCAUUUUACACACCUCUGGUAUUUUUUUGUUCCUGUUUGUAGAUAUUGUAAAAAAAAAAAAAAAAAAAAACUUUCCCCUAAACUAGUCAUAUUUGCAGUUACGAUGAUGCUUUUUUUUGUAUUUGUAGAUAAAAUGUGAUCAGUACUGGCCGAGUCGCGGCACAGAGACCUACGGGAUGAUUCAGGUCACCCUGCUGGACACAAUGGAGCUGGCCACGUUCUGUGUCCGCACUCUUUCCCUGCAUAAGGUAAAUUACGCCUUUCUCUUAUUCUCUGUAACUCCCUCACUCCUCUCUCUCUCUCUCACCCACUGCUUUGAUCUCUGGAGUUUACAGUCAGCAACCGGGGGCGCCCACUACAAUCAUAAAUUUCCACUGUCACAGAAUAAGCUGCGCAUGUGGAUACACAGAGGAGAAUAGAUUAGUCUAGCCUUCAUGCAGUUCUCAAACCAGGCCAGCCUCCCCGUGUCGGGCCCUAAGAUUUGAUCGACGUUGUUGGAGGCACAGCACUUUCUUACAGCAAGAGGCUAAUCUAGGACCAUCAGGCUAGCGUGUCUCUGUGGCCUACUUACAAACACAGAAACUAGGCCAACUGUAGCUUCCAAGUGAAGCCAUGCUUCUCAAAAAUUUUGUUGAUGUGUUUUGAAAUGUCAAGUUCGAGGAGGCAUCAUACAGUUGAGAUAGAGGCGCACUAAAUAUUCAACAAAGCCGGUAUUGUUCCUCUCUUUCGGGGACAAUAUUAAGAGCAUUUCUUCUUACUCUUUGAUAAUCCUGAAUAAUUCCUGGAAUGAAGUCUACAGAUGAUUAGAUUAUUUUCUGCCACAUUAAUUAAGUUGAAAGCAUGAUGGACAAUCUGUUUAAAAGAAGUGAGAUGUGCUGAUGUGACUGCAGGUGAUAAGGAAAGAGUCCGAACAAAUGAAAAUUCAGCUGAAAACCUGCACUCAACAAAAUUGGCAAAUAUGUCGGUUCAGCUACUUAGUUGUUUUUUGUAGCACUCAAUGACCCAAAAGGGAUGAAUACAGUUUUGACCCCAGUGAUAUUUAAGCUUGUUUUAUGUCUGUGUCUCACAUCAGAGCGGCUGCAGUGAACGGAGAGAAGUGCGUCAGUUCCAGUUCACGGCCUGGCCUGAUCACGGUGUGCCGGAGUAUCCUACCCCCUUCCUCAACUUCCUCCGCAGGGUCAAAGCCUGCAACCCUCCUGAUGCUGGACCUAUCAUCGCUCACUGCAGGUACAGUACACCCAAGUUCCUCCUAACAGGACAAAGUGAUACUUUUAGAAAUAUCUUCAAGGGUGUUAGAUGAGAUCAGUGUUUUAUAUAAGCGCUACUGAGAGUUCAGAGAUGGUUAAGAACAAGGAGAAGAAAACAGCUAGUCGGUUCUAUCCAGAGGUAAUAAAAAAACGCCUACAUGCAUCUGUGAAACUCACAAAAGCACACCUGAUAUGUUCUUUGAUAAAAAAAGAAAUUAUUAAAAGAAUAACAUUACACUCAGUUUUGCAGGGGACAUGUGAUGGCUCAGCCAGAGAGAGUAACUCUGAGCUUCAUGGCCCAGAAAACAAAUUGUUCAGCAAAGAGGAGUGGAAAACUCUGAAGUCGUUUUAAUACCUCAGUUUUUGUUUCAGUUAAACAGAUGAGAUAAAAUAUGUUUGAUUGCGAAAGGUUUGGAGAAUUUAGUAGCCCUGAAGAUGAUGAUUUUCUGUUUGCCAUCUUGGAUUUGCUGUUGGUUAUAGCCUCAUAUUUAAUCAAUCAAUCAAUCAAACUUUAUUUUUUAAAGCACUUUUCAUUUAUAGAAUGUAACACAAAAUGCUGUCCAUUCGCGAAGGAUAUUAAAAAAAAAAAAAAGAAAUAAAAUGAAUGAAACUACAAAUACCAAACCUCACCCACCUCUCCCAACCCCCAGUCAACACAACUAGCAUUCACACUCACACACAGAUGCAUACGCAAAAGACCAGGUGAGGACUCUUCAACUUGCUGCAGAUGACUGAGGAAACGCUAUCUUGAGUUAAAAAAGAUGAGGAAACAUUAGUUCAAGGACUAAAACGAUAAAACCAUGAUAAAAUAAAAUAAAGGUGAUAAAGUGUUAAAAGUUAUUCAAAUAAAACAGUUUUUAAAUUAAAAAAUGAAAAAUAAAUUUAAAAAAAGAGGUUUUAAAACACAAAAUAGUUACUCUUGGACUAAAAAAGGGUAAUUUCACGUAAUGCAGAUUAAAAGAUUAAAACAAAUUUCAACUAAAAGCCAGACUAAAAAGGUAGGUCUUAAGUUUACUUUAAAAAUAUGAACAUUAGGUGUAGCUCUCAGGUCUGCAGAUAGGCUGUUCCACAGAUGGAGACCAUAAAGUUGGAACGAUGAUUCACCAUCUGAAGACCUGAUGUGACAGUUGUAUCAGGUUUUUGCAGGAAAGCAGAAAAGCUAAUAAAAAAAACUCUCCUUAAGCAUCACUGACAACUCCUGUCCUUUCUGCUAAAUCAUGUUUCACCUUUCUCCUCGGUCUCAGUGCCGGUGUCGGUCGCACCGGCUGUUUCAUCGUUAUCGACGCCAUGCUGGAACGCAUUCGACACGAGCGCACUGUGGACAUCUACGGUCAUGUGACCUUGAUGCGCUCACAGAGGAACUACAUGGUGCAGACAGAGGACCAAUACAGCUUCAUCCACGAGGCUCUGCUGGAGGCCGUCGCCUGCGGUAACACCGAGGUGGCCGCCCGGAGUCUGUACUCAUACAUGCAGAAGCUUUCAAAGGUGGAGAGCGGGGAGCAUGUGACCGGAAUGGAGCUGGAGUUUAAGGUAGAGGAGUAUUGUUUGACUUGAUGUCUCACAGCUGGAAUAUGUAACAUUGACCCAGAAAGACAAAUGAAAAAAUUAUAACCUUUAAAAGAUUAACAACUUUGUGUGUAACACAGAAAACUACUUUUCUCUCUUGUUUCAUUUUUUUCUCACAAUCCCUCCAAUUAUUUUGCGGUUUGGAACUAUCAGAUUAUAAAAUGUAGCGGCCCUGUUCGUUUGCUAACCGGGCAAAUAAUCCUGAAUAAUCCUUCAGUCUUGCGUGCAAAAGCACUUGUGGUUUGUUAGAUAAUUUACUCUGAAGUUUAAAAAACCAUGAUAACAUGACAUUCACAUUUUCUCUGUCCGUCCAGCGACUGGCGAACACCAAAGCCCACACGUCCCGAUUUGUCACAGCCAACCUGCCUUGCAACAAAUUCAAGAACCGACUGGUAAACAUCAUGCCCUAUGAGACCACCCGCGUCUGCCUUCAGCCAAUCAGAGGCCUGGAGGGCUCUGACUACAUCAACGCCAGUUACAUAGACGGGUACAGGUAUGUUUUGGUCCCAGGAACACUAAUAUGACCUGAUCCCCUCGCCUCCUCAUGAUUUUUGACGAGUGAAAGGAUGGGAUAGGUUUUCACUGCGGCGCUCUCACCUGUCACGUCUUGUCAGAUCCGUCCCUACUGUAUCCAUGUUCUCGCUAUCUGUCCUGAUGUGAAGCACUUCUGAUGAGUCAGCCGUUCAGCCUCGUUGUACACACGUUCUGAUUGUUCUUGUCCCCGCCUGAAGCCUGACCCCCUUUUCAAUGCGAUAGUUAAAGAAGCAGAGAAACAGGGACAAAGAAUGAUGGAGGUGACAUCAUCCUGUGUGCAUGUGUGUGUGUGUGUGUGUAUGUGUGUGUGCAGGCAGCAGAGAGGCUACAUUGCUACCCAGGGUCCACUGGCUGAGACCACGGAGGACUUCUGGAGGAUGCUGUGGGAGCACAACUCGACUAUAGUGGUCAUGCUUACUAAACUGAGGGAAAUGGGACGGGUAAGGAUUCAUCAUACUGCUUUUUAAAAGUAAUAAACACAAAAAAAUUUUAUGUGACUGAAAGAAACAUCUCUAACUCGAGAGGUUAGAGACGUUCCCUCUCAAGCUGUUGAUGCGUUCAAAAAGAUUUCAUGUUAUUUCAUCAGUCUAUAAGUUCAAGCAUUUUCUGUUGGAGUGGCACUCAGGAAUGUCUUUUGUCACCAUUGAAGAUGCACAAAGAUGCUUCAAAAGGGAUUUUUUUUUUCUAACAUGUAUCUGCAGAUGUUAAAAAUUGUCGACAUUUUAAAAAGAAACCAGACCUUGUCAUAAGAUUCAUCACACAUUCACAAAUUGAUGGUAAAUUUUCAUGCAGUAUCGCAUAAAUGGAGCAGAAAACAACCGUAUGUAGCCGACAUGCUGGUCCAGCACUUAUCUGUCAGUGCCCAGAGUCUGCGGAAUAAUCUGUCACAUUUUGAUCGAUCAAGGGGUCUUUUUAUCUUUUAUAGUCAGAGUCGAGCAGCCCGGGGCACCGCUGGCAUGACAGUCGACACGCACCCGCAAAUAGAGAGGUUAUGGGUACGCCAAGUGGCCUGCCCAGGUUCACUUCCAGCCCGUGGCUCCGUUCUCGCAUGUCACUCCCUGCUAUCUCUCUCCACCUCUUUUUCUAUCCGCUUUCCUUUCCUCUCCAAAUAAAGGCAAAAAGCCCCAAAAUAAAUCCCGUAAAAAAGACUAAAACAGCCCGUAUUUUUUUCUUUUAUUGCAGCCGCUGAGAUUUAUGUUUACUAAAUUCUGUCUGAAAUUUUGUCUUUGCAUAGACAGUGUUUCAACUAUCACUAGGAAAUUCCUUUGGAGAAAUACCAUCAAAAUACCAUCAAAAUCCUCCUUCAACACGAUAAUCAACAACUUGUUUAGAGGCAUGUUGGUGUUAUAGCUGGGCAUUAAAAGUGGUUGAAAUGAGGUUCAAGUCAUCCAGACCUGAAAGAUAUCAAGUCAACUCAUUUUCACUAAGUUGCUCUCAAUCAGUGGAUCUUAAUUGUGUCUAUUUGGUCAAUAUUAGACAUAGACUGAUUGAUCAGUUGGCUGAUUAACUGGGACAAUUAACCGCAUUUUGACGUCAUAUCGGCAUCAGCCCUUACAAAGCCGAUACCACUCAUUAUCUUUCCAAAUGAAAAAUACACUUAACAACAUUUGGAAUCUAAAACAGUCACUGGCUAGUGUUUAACAUAAACUGUUAUGAUGUAUAGAAUAAUGCACUUUGAUGAUAAUGAUGAUGUUUUCCUAGACAGAGAUCUAAACGUUCCUUGUAGCAAUAUUUCACUGAGCCACAUGUUUAAUUAACUACUUUUAUUUAAGAAAACAUUCACUUUGGUUCAACAUAGUAACACAUUAAGAGCCAAAAUAGACCAAAACUGUGGCACUUAAGAGAAAAAGUCCUCUGAUUUGUUGUGGGCAAUGGCAGCAACUGCAUUUUUUAUGUUUGAGUGUGAGAGCUUUGUUCUGUUUUCAGAAUAGAAAGAGAUUUAUUUUUAGAGAUCCAAAAUGCUGCAUUUCAUAUGUACAAGCUUGGUUAAGGAAUACAAAGGCAUGAUAAAUGGAACAUUGUAUUUAUUAAAACAACAACCUGUGACUCUUUCAGGGCGGAAAAGUUGCAUCGUAACACAUUUUAAUUCCCAGCUUUGCAGGUCCAACGGAAAGUGUGAUAAUCUGAUUUGAUUUGAUCUAUUUGGAUCCCCAUUAGCCAUAGCGAUGCCAAAGCUAUUCUUCCCUUACAAUGUAUCAAUGCAGAAAAAAAACCCUCAUAUAAUACAAUCCUUGUUCAAAUGUAAGAUAAACACAAACAUAAUACAAACAGAUAACAACACAACGAUACAUGGACAGCUCCUAGUCAGCAGUACUAUAUAAUCUUUACAUAUCAUAAUAUGAAAAUAGGUUUACAUAUAUUCUGUAUAUUGUUCACACUAUUAAAUCUUAAUUUUCUUUAGCCCUUUGAUGUCUUAUCCAUUCCGGAAUCAAGCAGGUUAGACAGAAGUCAAAACAGAUUUUCAUAUUUCCAAUAAACAUUUUCUCAAGGAUUAUUUCUGUUGCAAAAAGGUGCUAUCUAUCUAUCUAUCUAUCUAUCUACCUAUCUACCUAUCUACCUACUUACCAACCUACCUAUAUUCAUUUAUUUUUGGUCAUGCUUGUACUUACCAUUAUCCUGUAAUAAGUUUUAAAUCUCUAUGGUAAAAAGGUGUUUCUUGACUAACUUCUUAAAAAGUAUUUUACUGAACUUUAAAGUUUCACUUGUUAAAUUCUGGUCCUUCGAGGAAAGGCUGAACGUCAACUCUUUUUUUCUUUUCUACCCUCUUAGGAGAAAUGUCACCAGUACUGGCCAGCUGAGCGCUCAGCCAGGUACCAGUACUUCGUAGUGGACCCCAUGGCUGAGUACAACAUGCCUCAGUACAUUCUACGGGAGUUUAAAGUCACGGAUGCCAGGGUGAGUUCAUGGAGUCCGUGUGUUUCUCGUGUUGGAGGUUGUAUCCAAACAGCAGUGCAACUGUACACUCCUGGACUUGGGUGCUCUUUUCCUGAUCCAUCAGUGCUGUCAGAAAGCAGCGGUGCAUCGCGUGUCCCAUCGACCUGUAGUGUGUAUCCGUUAUUGUGUCUUCGUGUCUGAAUGUGCGUAACACAGCGGGUUAGCCCUAUUGACAGGAAGACCUGGAUUACUCAGUCAGCCAUGCUGUCGUCAGAUUACCUUGACAGCCUUGGUGUGUCUCUGCGUGUGCAUGUGCAAAAGUCUGCUCGUGUGUGCAUGUGUGUGCCCGUCAUAGAUAACUCCAGUCCAGCCUGUCCUGCACUGACGCCACAUUGACAGAUGCUCUAUUGAUCUCCAUUAAAGGGGGAGUCAGGAAGGCUGAGCAGCAGAGAAAAGAUGUAAUUGCCUACUGAGUGGCUGACAAUAGCAGACGCACUGACGUUACAGCCUGAUGUUAACCACAACCACUGAUCCAGGGUCAGAUAACAGUAAUCAUUAGAGAGAAAAAACAGGAUAUUGCUUGGCAGCGUCUCACCCUGCAGUCAAUUCAGAGUGAAGAAGCUAUUCUGAAAUAAUCACCCCACAUAAACUAUAACGUCUCACUCAGAGGAGAAGAGACGAUUUUAGAUUCAGAUAUUCGAGUAACAUUAAUCCUAUCAUGUGCUCGCUCCUAUCAGGAUGGCCAAUCACGGACAGUGCGCCAAUUCCAGUUUACUGAUUGGCCGGAGCAAGGCGUUCCUAAAUCUGGGGAGGGCUUCAUUGAUUUUAUCGGCCAGGUGCACAAAACUAAGGAGCAGUUCGGCCAGGACGGACCAAUCAGCGUUCAUUGCAGGUAAGAAGUUCGGUCAUAGUCGAUCAAAAGUACUUUGAUUACACUUUGUUGGUCUCAAUGAGGGGCAUGUCUCCUGAUCUCUGCGAAACUUUGUCUGAUGUUGUUCCCCCUUUGUGGUUAAAGUGCUGGCGUGGGGCGGACAGGUGUCUUCAUCACUCUUAGUAUUGUCCUGGAGAGGAUGCGUUACGAGGGGGCGGUGGACAUCUUCCAGACUGUCAAAAUGCUGCGCACACAGAGACCAGCCAUGGUGCAGACUGAGGUAAACACCGAACAGGAUGUCAGAUUUAUUUAUUUUGAAGGAGGGCUGAGGCAUGCAAGGAAAACACUGAUACAGCACAUCUGUAGUGCUGCUUGAAGCUCAUGUCUCCGUCAAUCUAGUCGUGUUUCUUUUGUUUAUGCUUUUUGAUCUCCAGUAUUUGACUCUGCAACAGCGGAUAUGUGUUGUAAGCAGCUCACACAUGUGUAUAACAAUGAUAUAUUUGUCUUUCUGUCUGUGUCCUCUUUUUUGUUUUUCACCCAGGAUGAGUAUCAGUUCUGCUACCAGGCUGCUCUGGAGUACCUGGGUAGCUUUGACCACUAUGCAACGUAA